Messenger RNA from Xyrichtys novacula (pearly razorfish), 74434 nucleotides. The record is from the annotation of a GenBank genome assembly. NCBI's taxonomy places the organism in Eukaryota, Metazoa, Chordata, Actinopteri, Labriformes, Labridae.
ACCUUUAAACAUUUCAGUACCUGCAGAUGGUCUGGCGCGUGCCCGUCGCUGCUGAAGGGCCUCGUGAGAGUGCCGCUGCGGUCGAGAUGACAGAUUGACGUCAUCGGGACUGACGCAGAGAGGCAGAGCAGCAGCAGCGCGAGCGGCAGGAGGAGCGGUAGGAGCAUCACAUCCACCAAACGGCUCCACAGCAACCUCCUCCUCCUCCCACCACCACCACCACCAGCAGCAGCAGCAGCAGCGAGGUGUUUUCUCCCCCUGAGCAUCCUCCGAAUUAACGGUAGGGACACCAGCGAGAGGACCGGACCGGAGGGCGAUAUUACAGACACAAAUUAGCCGUCUACAUCAGAGCAAUGACAUUGUUUACGCCGCGGUCUUUCCCCCUUUCGUUGUGGUUUGUUUGUCAUCGUAAGAUUAGCAAAGCUAGCCCGGUUAGCUGUCUAUUGUACGCAACUGAACAGGUACCCACUGAGUUACAAGAGGAUUAUAGGAGUAUUGUUGUGCGUGGACACUGAUUUGCUAUUUGCUGUGAAGAAACGCGGUUAAUACCCUACCCUAGAGCUAUAAAUGAUUCAGAUCGAUCAUACGGUUAAAUAACAACAUAUCGUAAACGUGAUUCCCUUUGAGGAAGUGACACAAGCUAGUUAACAGUUAGCUACACCUGCUCAGCUUCCUGACCUGCUCUGGUAGAGAGAAUCUGCUGAUAUUUGACAGAACUGCAGGAUGACAUAACCAUGGCUGCUCUUAGUUGAGAUUACACUGCUGCAUAAUUUGCUCUGCAACCACUAAAUGUAAAAUUUUGCCAUCACAAUAUCAUGAUAUCAAUUAAAGCACCAGUUAGUGUCAUCAACAUGAAACAUACCAAGGGCAAUCAUUGCACCGAUCAUGGUUAAAAUGUUUGCUAUUAUUGAAUCUCUUUUAUUUAACAAAUCACGCUUGUUUAUGCUCACCUGUCCACUGUCAAAGCCACAGGUGGAUGAUUUGCAUAUCUGCCAAGGGACGAGAUUUUAACUUUACUCUCCGUCUGACAUUUUAAACUGGUACAAACAUUUCAAAUAUCGCCAUAUGGGGGUUUAAUAAAUAAAAUUACAAGACAGGAAUUCAUAUUUACUGCUUAACAGUGUACUUUUUGAUGUCCUUCACGGUGGACAUUUGCACAAAAAAUGUAUGGAGGUUUAACAGGCGCCAAGUUAACGCUACACAUAAUCAGCUUAUUCCUAUCCUUGCAGAGAUGUAGUUCUGUUUAAUUUCACACUGUAUAACUUUGGCAUUGCAAAUCGCAUACUUCCAUACUAAAUACUUAGCUUUUUCAAAUUGAGUAUACUAAGCAUACUGUGUGCUCGAUCGUGCAGUGCACAAGUUUCGAGGGUGCAGUGCUGUCCCAUAUCGCAAACUGGCGCACUCACCGGAAAUGACGACGCGAUUUGCCUCGUGUCUCUAUUUACAUAUAAAAAAGAUUAGAACAAGAAAACUUAAGAUACCCUAUUUACAUAUUAAACAUUUGGAACUUGGUAACUUAAGAUAAACAAUUUACAAAUUAAGCAUUAAAAAAUGGAAAGAAACUAUUUACAAAAAACUACUUUUUAAUAUAAAAUAUACGAUAUUAAUAUAAAAUAUAAUAUAAUAUAAAAUAUAAAGGCAGCUUAUUACUUACAUCUGUACAAAGCUCCCAGGUCGACUGUCGCCGACCCACUGGCACCACAGCUGUCGCAGCCAUUCUUACCGAUGAAAUGGGUGCAGGCGAGUGUCCACAGUCGCAUACUCAAAAUCUUGACUGAUCUGACUACGUCAUCCGCGUACUUUUGCAUACUCAAUUUUCGCAUUCUAUCCAUACUUUUCUCCAUUCUGAGUUGAGUAUACUCAAAAUUUUAAGUAUUUAGUAUGGAAGUAUGCGAUUUGGGACACAUUUGGGAUUGGCAGAGCACUAUCAGAAAGGCUAACUUAGUUUAAGAGUUUAACUCAUUUUUCCUUUAAAGAGUACCCAUGCCUGUCCUGUUUGGUCCUGAUGUUGCAGCAGUGGUUUUGAGUGACGCAGAUCUGGAUGCAUUGAAAUAUCCUGUUGCAUCAUCUUCGUGUCCAUCAGAGUAUUCCUGAAAAUAUGUUUAAAAAAGUGACUGUUAGAAAUCUUUUGGGCAUGUUUGAUUCACUUAAUGAAAUCCCCCAAAUUCUCAAACUAAACAUUUUCUGGAUCUAGAGAGGACAAAGGUAAUUUCUUAACAGAGUGAAAUAAAAAUUCCAUCCAACAGGCUGUAGGAUGUUUAUUCAUCUCAUUCCCAUUCGCUCCGUCGUCCUUUUUUUUCUACUUCUAAUUCAUCAUGAUGCAUGCACAGCAUUCUGCGCAACCCUUUUUUAUUAUUUUCUGUUUUCUUCAACCCUCCCCUGCAACUCAGUUCUCCCUCUGUCUCUACUUUGCUUCUCCUCCCCUCCUCUCAUGGUCCACCCUGUUUUUCUCCCACUGCCACAGAGAUAAAAGAUAAGAUGGCCACCUCCUCCUCCACUCUGGAAGAAGACGAGAGUUUGAAGGGCUGCGAAAUUUUCGUGCAGAAGCACAACAUCCAGCAGAUCCUGAAAGAGUGCAUUGUGAAUCUCUGCAUCGCGAAGCCUGAGCGUCCUAUGAAGUUCCUGCGGGAGCAUUUUGAAAAGCUGGAGAAGGUCGGUGAUUAAAGAUUCUUGUUUUUUUGUGCAUUUUCUGAGUUUGUGUCUUUCUGUUUGUAAUGCUGAGCUUUGUGCUGUGUUAUAUUCAGUGUGGUGAACAUGAAGUUGUGAAUUAAAAUGUGACUUAUAACUGAAUGUAGCGCAGUGUAUGACAUGAACUUUAAAUGAAGUAGCAGAGGUGAUUCUUCGUCAGAUUUCCUGAAUGUUUCUCCAUCAUUUAUACAGCCUAAAGAGUCAUGUUUUAAAGGAGUAUUACAAAGGUUUUUGUUAAUACAGGUUCAGUUACAAAAUGAGCUGCCUCUAAGAAAAAGUAAAAUCUUUUUAGAAACGCCGUUUUAUUUGUUUGUUUUUUACUCAGCUGUUGAGUAAGGCAAAGUUGGCUUGAGUACUGUGUUUCUAAAUCUCUGCUCUCACAGAGUCCUCAUUUUUUCGUCCUAUAAAAGGGAUACUCCACGAGGGAGUAUGAGGGCAUCACCCAUAAAAGGCCAGUGUCCCAUCUGAGGGCCAAAGGGAACAGACUCUUUGUAUCUGCCUGUCUGCCAGGAUAGGUGUGCAUUAGCUGAAAAGAAGUGGCGGCUUGUGCGAGAACAGUGGAAAGAGAUCAUAACUAGAAAACGGGUGAAAACAGGGGGCAACCUCUGAGGCACAUUUGGCCCACAAACAACGUGACUGCUGAGCCUGUGAGUGUGUGUCUCUGUUCAGCUGAUGUGUUAGCUCUGGCUCACAAGAUGCUUCUGAGAGGAGAGGUGCUUCUUUGUCUCCUGCUUUAUUUAUAAGUUGUUUUCCGUGCUGAAGAACUCCAAGUGGAGCACCAAACUGUAGAUUCAACAGCGCUGACUAUGUAGGCUGAGUUGACCUUUCAACUAGGAUUCGGCGAUUUGGCAAUUAAAAUGAUCACGAUAUAUUUUGUCAUAUCGGCCGAUCUCGAUUAUUAUCACAAUUUUUUUUUAAACUGCCUGUUUUAAAGAAUCUGUACCAAAAACUAAAGAAACUAGAGUUUAGUUCAACAUUUUGUUAACAUAAAAAGUAAAUAACAAAGCAAACUGAAUAAAAUAAACUUAGAAAAAUAUAAAAAACAUUUUAAUUUAACAGUACAACAAAUGUAGAAAAAUGCCAAAUAAUACAGUGAACUAGUUCGUGUUUUUGCAGGUAUGCCAGUACUAAAAUAAACAAAUCGUCCCCUCAGGGAUAAUAAAGACGACAUACUGUACAUAUCGGCUUAACUGCUCGAUGUCACUUUGAAGAUACCCGAACCAUCGCCACACAACUGACGUUAAAUAACUUCUCAACAAUAACAUCUUCGGAGGAUGACUCAAAGUCACGGCUGACAUCUAUUUUGCUGUCCUCAGCUCUGCGUUUAGCUCCACGUUCAGUCAUUCUGUUUACUUCUCCUGUUUACUAAAUUUCCGCUAUGUUUGUUCGAGUAAAUAUGCUCACAGUUGAUCACCGCGAUCGAACUGAAAAUUAUCAGGACCAUUGAUCAAGAUCAUAUAAUCGCCCGGUCCUACUCUCAACCCAAAAAAUAGAGCAAGACAGCACCUCAAAUGUUAGAAUUGAAAACUGCUAGACUCAUUUUAGAUUUGAUAGAUACAACACCUCUUAAAAUGAAGUGUAUGUAUGAAAAGGAUGGUAAAAUCUGAAGGUGUGAAAUGCUUUAAAAGUGCUUUGAUCAAAGAUAUUCAUUUGUAGUUUUCUCAUGAGUGGAGAGCUUCGGUCCUGUUCACAUGUUUAGAAAGAGAGAAUGGCUCAUGUAGAGAUAGAGGAUCAGAUCUGAGAUUGUCAAUUUUGAUGCCUGGAGGAGGAGUGGCAUCCUUGUGUGUGAGUUUGAGUGUGUGAUGGCAUGUGAGAAUCAUCUGAUCCGAUCAUUGACUUUUGUUGAAAUUCAAAGGUUCUAUCAUGUUUAUGGAGGCUAUGCACGGACUUAAUGCUGGAGUGAAUCCUUUUUUUCUCUCAUUUAUUAUUCAUACUUUUUCACUUGUUUUUCGCAGAUAGUCCAACAUCAAAGAUUUAUUUAAAAGUGAUGGAAGGAAAGGCUGCAUGACAACAAAAGGGAGGGCUUUCAAAGGGGCAAUCCGCAAAUCAACAGUCGGGAUACCUCGUAUUGUAUUGUCAGAUUGCGGCUCUCCUGUCUCAUCAGAGAGAGGUCUACUUUUAGCCUAAAACUGCUUCAUAAGAAAUUGGAAAAGUUUUAGAUCCCUUGACGUUAAUCUGCCCUUCUUAAAAAAAACAUACGACAUUAAAACAAGAUGAGCUCCCACAUGAGAGCCAUGCUUUGAGAGGCUGGAUCAGGUGGUCUCACAGCAUCAGAAACCCAGCCGUGAUGGAGCUGCUGCUGCUGCUGUUAUCAGGAACAGUAAUGCUGCAUAGUCUGAGAGGCAGCAUGAAUACUAAUGGAUGUGACAGAGCUCAGCAGAAGCACACAGUAUUAAGUUGUUAUUGAUUCAUGUUGUAAAAUGACACGCUGCACGCUCGCCCUGUACGUGUGUGUCAUCUCAAUAACAAAUGAGUCUCAAAGAUUUUCUGUCCUAAUCAAAACUCUUUAUGUAAAUUUUUACAAGCCGGUCAUCUAAUAGUCCCGUACACACAAUGAUUUAUUACACAGGCCCAGGAGCAAAACUUGGCAAUCUUGCACACGGGCUUUUAUCGUCCAGAACCAGGUCUUGAGGCACCAUGGUGAUCUAUGGAAGUGGCUGUGUGAGGUUGGAUAAACACGCCGUCCUUGGUAGAGAACAUUAUUACAUGUGGUUUGCUUCACUGUCACUGUGAACAUCGAUCAAAUUGUUUGCAUUACGUUAAUGCACCGAAGCUAUUACGCUCUGCACCAUUUUACUUCCUCUGCUGCUGCAGCAACACUUUAUAUUUACUCUAAUCUUCCUGCUCCUGUUUGCAUUUAAUCAGCCUCACAUCCACCUCUGCACCCACCUGUAGGCUUUGAUGGUGGUGUCCUCUGGAAGGAGAUGCUGUCAGCCGUAACUCUCCCUGUGCUGUAAGAUGUGAGAUGCAUAAAACAUCAAAUAGUGUUAUUAAAUCCUCUGACGUCAAACUAACAUUUCAUGUAAUGUUGUUUUCCACAUAACAGGGAAUAUAUUUAUCACCUAGAGAGUAAGUAUUUGAAGUUAAACUUAAAGAAAAGAGCUUUUUAUCAACAAGAUGUGUUAGAGGAGCUAACGCGUCAAAUAGGGGAGAAAAUUUCCAUGACUUUCACAAUGUUGUUUAAAGCUCCUGUGAGGAACUCUUUGUUUGUGUUGGUUUUGGCGCCACCUUUGGACAAAAAGGGGAACUUCUUACUUCUUCAAGGUCACAUCAAUAGUUGUCUUUCCUGUCACUGAUGACCUUGUUAAUUUCAGCCUGUUUCAUAACCAGCCAAAAACUCCUCACAGGAGCUUUAACUGGCAAAACAGGCAGAAUUUUUCACCCUGAAGGUAAUUUCGCAUCCCAUAUUUGUGUGUAAGGACCUUAAAGCUUGCACCAAUAAAAAACACUGUUAAAUCCAAACAUACAGUAUAUCCCUGUGAGUUCCUCAGAGCUCAGAUCAUCACGGCAGCUUUGAGGACAGGAAGGCUCGCUUUAGAAACAGGGUUUGACAGGCCUGUGUUGUUGAAUGGUGGUUCCUGAAAUUGCUCCGUGUAUACAGAGUGGUCAGAGUAAAAAAAGACGCGCUGACCUCUUUUCCCUCAGGUCCACGAUUGCCCAACAUGAUUUCAGUCUUUCAAACCUGUAUUGCGUUGUAAUGUCAGUCAUUUGUGGAAUCGAAACGGGGCAUCUAUGUGUUUGCACUGUCCCAGUUAUUUAAGAAGCUUAUUGUGCUCCUUUUUCUCCCUCGGGACAAUAUUCGGUUCAACUAGCUAUGUCUGUUUAAUCCAGAUUUAGGGCUGCAGACUCUUUUCUGUAUCUCUUCUAUCUGUCUCUUCUAGCAAGGAAGAAAAAUUUGGGGCUGAACAACUUGGAGGUGUUUAUGUCUUUGCUGAAAGGAGGAAGCUCUGGUGAACGAAACAACAACACGCAGAAAACACUCUUGUCGUCACAUUUUCUCCUUCACUUCACCCUCGUCAUGUUUGCUUUUUCUCUUCUACCUCUCUGCCAUAUUUGUCUGCACUCAUCGCAUAAGAGAGGCGGUAACCUAGGCAACCGUACAGGAUAGACAGGAGUCUCUUUAUCUGUAAAGUUUAUUCCGACCCUCCUCUCGCGUCUUCAGGUUUUUCUGUGGGCUCAUGAGAUCAGAGGGGCAUUCUUCUUUCGCUCUUUUUUCUCAAUUAAACCUCGUUUUUUCUCAUCAGCACAGAGACGCUUUCAUUCGACAUCUUAUCAGGAGAAUCUCAUCUCUGUUCGGUUUCUAAGUCAUCCGUUCUCACGGUCUUCUUCUUUGAUGCUUUUUUUUCUUUCCUCUACCUCUACCUCUCUUUCUCGUCUUCUUCUUCUCAUGCGCUCACACGUUUCAGAGCGGACUCCGUCAUCAGUCUGACUAGUUUUGAUUUUAACUCUUGUUACGAUUGAUGACCUGCCUUCUGUUGUUCGCUGAGGUUGUGAAUGGGAAAAUCACAGCCGUCUCGCUGCCUUUCAUCCUUGCCUGUUAACGCGCGGUAAUGAUAACUUUGAUCUCUACAACAGAAGCGUCUGAUCGGCGGGCUCAUCUCGCCGUCUGAUCUCGCCUCCUCUAAUUGUUAGAGAGCGAGUCUUAAUUUUUGGCACAUUACACUAUUAAUCAGCUUUCUGUGACUCUGGUAAGUACGGGCUGUUGUAUGAUUAUAUCAUAAUUACUGCUGUACAAUGUGAUACGCUCAAAUGUCUGGGACUCUGGGACACUAUCACUGAGAGUAAUCCCAAAUAAUGCCGGACUGACCCUGAUUUGUUCAUGUUGAUGGGCUUCAAAAAUGGGCUUCUCUGUCUCUGCGAUGGCAGCACCUAGUGUCCCGGUUACCUGGGUGAUAAGUUCUGAAAUUGGUUCAUGAUUGGUUGGCUGGAGCAGCAACUCCAGGAGCUUAUCAAACAACAGGUCCGCAGGUUAGCGACCUUAGCAGCUAGAGACGCGAAAAAGCCUGAGUGCCUCGAUGAGUCCUGGAGUUAGACAGCUUCUCUCUGUGAACUCGCUCACUGCUCUCUUUUUCUUGGGAGCUGCUCCAUAAAAACGGAUCUUCACUACCGCUACAUACAUAACCUUACCAAAUAUAGAUGACUGGCAGGGGGUGACACGGAGCCCGACUCAGGAUUAUUUGAAUAUUAAAAAUGUGUAGUAGUUACGAUUUCAAAUGCAUGGCAUCCCCAAUCAUUCUCCAAACAGACUUAACUUUUCACUUCAAGAAAAUCUUGUGAAAUAAUCUUCAAAACCACCAGGCAAUCAGACCUUCGCCAGCUUUUGUCACACUUGUUAUAUAAUGGUGGGCAUUCUGCAUUGACUUGGAGUCAUUCAGCUUAAUCGGACUAAGCUCUUUUUUUUUUUGCCGAACCGGAUUUCUCUCCUUGUCGUCCUCCAGACGUCAGAAGAAAGAAGAUGGAGCAUCGUACUGCGUUGUUUUUGUCGUACAUGAUGUACGCGCUACUUUUUCUGCAGAUGAUAUGCACGUUACUCCUCUUCUCUGGUGUUUUUGUUCCGGCCUUAAGGAGGUGUGGCACAAGCGUGUAUGCAUUGUCCAAUCAUACUCCGACUACGUUUAUUACAUGGUAGAAAAAAUUGAAUUCCAAUCGCAGUGGAGUUCUCUGACUCCAAUCGCUUACAUGCACUUCAGUUGUCCGGUCUUAAUCAGAGCGAGGCAAUAAAUCGCUUUUCUCAAGUGUCAUGUAAACGUACUGACUGGCUACACCAAUAGCAGCGCAUUUGUCAGAGGAAUUUAUCCUGGUUAGAUGAGGAAGUCCUGAUAUUGGCUUGUUUCUGACUGUGUUUGUUUGUUGUAAAGCCAUUAAGAUGACAGUAGUAAACUUCUUUCAAAGGGUUCUCCUGGUUGACCUCUGUUUUCUUUAGGGUGGUUAUAUCCACUGUUGCCUGGCAGCUGGCUUAAAACUAGAGUUACAUAGUCAUAGAAGGCAGUAAAGAAAUUUAAGUCUGACUACAUUUUGUUGCAAAACAUUGAAGCUACAAAAAGGUGCUACAAGAAGUCUGAAUUGUUGACUUAUUUCCUCAUCACUCUGCAUCCUCAUUACAGAUCUGUCCAACAGGCAAGACGCCAAGCCCGACUGUGAGAGUGUGAAUUUGUCACUCAGUACAUCAAGUGGGCAGCUGCCAUCGCAGAUGUUUUAUUGAAUAAGGCUUCUUCACAGGGCUCUUAAGAGUGUUUUUUGGCUUCCCAGAACAGCUUCCAUGUUUUCAUAGAAGAUCCCUCACAUUCUUUACCUCUCUCAUCUUGUCUUCCUGUUAUUUUGCCUGUGAACACGUCUGAUGACUUCAGAUGCGUCUCUCUCCUCCUCCGCUGCUAUGUAGAAAUCAACACUCUGAUCUGUACGUAACAUACCAGCUGCACACGCAACCAAAUGUUCGACACUUGUCAGACUUCACUCAUCAACUCAUAUGGUGAUAAGACUUGAAUCUAAUCGCAGUGUUCAGAUGUCUAGACGGGUUGGUACUUUUUUAUGAGUGCAAACCAGGACUGUAAACUCCACUUUACUGUCGGUAUCUUUAAAUUUACUCUUUCAGUCUUUGGUCACUAUUAUUGGCUUUGUAAAAUCUUUCUAAAUGAAACUUAAAAUCUGAUAUCUGCAUGCCUUGGGGUUUUGUUUUCAUGGGAUAACUGAUUUAAAUGCAGUUCUCUUAUAUUUCAUGCGACUCUCUGCUUCUUUGUGUUCAUAUAUCUGUAUGUGCGUGUGUUCCUCUGAAUCAGAGAGGGCCCUUUUUGUUCUCUGCGCUCGCAGCACUGUCAUAAGUUUGUGUCUCAUGUUUAACCCCCAGCUUCAAAUACUUAAUGGUUUAUUUUGCUCUCCCUCUCGCCUUCUCACCCUUUAGUCAGCCCCCAUGUCCAUAAAGAUUUGCCUCACCCAUGCUUCCCCCCCUCUAUGUGUAUACAGUCUAGCUCCACUUUCACGACCACGAGUUUUUGAGCGGGUGCCGGUGACUGAUAAUAACCUCCUACUGAUGGAUGAUACCAGUUCGAUUACCAAUAUUUGGAACUGCGAUGCAUUGACAGUAAAAAUUAAAAACUUUACAUAAAAAAAAUGAAUUAUGAGAAACUUCCAACUCUAAGAAUUUACAAUGCAGAUAUCUGACAUGUCCAAACUCAUUGGCCAAUAGUGAUAAUAGUACCAAUAAACAUACCAGGUCGCUCCUCUCUGUUACUCUAAUUGUGACAACAAGAACAAUAUUUAUAUCAGAGGAAAUGUUUAUAUCUUCAGGAUAAUUAACUUGUAAACUAUUAUCUGCAGAAACAGAUAUGAUGCUGAUAAUGUCAUGCAUCCCUAUUCGACACAAAACUUUCCUUAAAUGUCUUAAAUUAAAAAAUCAAAACGGAAACAGUCAGCAUCAUAUAAAGAGUUAGCAGUUAACCACUUAGACAGAUAUUAUGGUUAUAUAUGAUUGCAUGAUGUCAAGCCAAUCAGAAAGUGCUGCAGGGGGAACAUUAAGACACAGAGAGGAAAAAGACACACUGCCAUUGGAGCCAAAGUAUCACACAUCAACAAAGUAAUUUUUGACCACCUGUCAUAAAAGCCCCAAAGAAAUAAUUGGCCAAAUGUCGAGUAUCGGCCCCUAUGAUUGCCUUACGUUGAUCACAAGUCUACCGCCAAACAAGAGCACUCCUGAACACGUAAUUUCCCUGUUUUCCAGCCUCAAAGCAUACUCACAGGACUACUGAACUACUGGGGUGUCUAACUCGGUGUUACGGUGUGUUUGACCCGAACUUAAUUUUACGCCGGAAUAUCCCUUUAAGAAGAUUCUGAGUACAUCUGCAAUAUGCUCUAUGGUCUUUCUUGAGAGGAUAGAACAUCUUUUUCUUUUUUAAAAACAUGGAGAAAAAUAUACUUUUAUAAAUACGAAUACAUGUCUGAAUGCAGCCUUUGUCAGUCAGUCACUCUUUCAGCUGCUGUCUCUCAGUGUGUCCUGUAAGAUGAGUAGACUUUCUGUGUUGCCAACCAUUCAGUUUUCACCAGGACCUGUCAUAACAAAUCCACCAGACCAUUUAAAGGUCUCUAACUGAUAAGGCAUCAUGAAAGAUUAGCUUUUGGUGAGUCUGUUGCAGAAGACUUAACUUAAAAUUAGGUGUAAGUUUGCCGUUUUCUACCCCUCUACCCUCCUCUUCUUCUUUCUUCCACAGUCCUUUGCAGUCGUCCUAAGAAUCGUGCACCAGUGUUUACAGCAUGUAGGCACCACAGACAGUAUAUCUUACACAGAAAGCCUUUCAAAGAUCAGCAACCCUGUGGGAUUUAUGCCUCCAGUCUCUGUGUUCAUUCAUCACCUCCAUGCUGGCAGCAGGGUAUUUGUCAAAUCAGCUUAAGGUGCAUGCAGUGACCCAGGCUUAAACCUCCUCCCUAGCCCACCUUUGGGGCCCCCACAGGUAAACAGGACCCCAAGACUCUGUUUUCCAUGGUGGUCCUUCUUUGUCCUCUCUCAUCUACCCAUUGCAUCCCUCCCUCUUCAACUUAGCCCUGUCAGAGAGAAAGAAACAGCUCUUGAACAGAAACAGUAAUAAGAAGGGAAAAAAAACACAGAUUUCUCUCAUUUAUGUGCCUUAAAUAUCCUCCAAAACAUCCAAGGUCUUUACCAGGAUAUCGACAAACACUAUCAGGAACCCGCGGACGCCGUGCGGGGUUACAUCAGUUCUUUAUUAGCGAGAUCUGCCUCUAAAUCUCUUCCUGUUGUUCUAUUUAGAGAUGCCCUCGAAUUGGUAAACACUCGAGCUCCGAGAGAACAGAAACACGUCAGCUGCAGCUCUGACAGGAUCUCAACUUCAACCGACUUCUUACUCAACUGGGUUUCUUACUUAUCAGAUAAAAAAAAACACCCUGAUAAACAAGCAGAUAUGGAGGAGAAGUCAUGAUUAGUUUAAAUUGUAAUUAUGCAAGUUUCACAUGAAGCUUUCAUCCAGGGGGAAUAAAUCUACAUCUGUGGUUUUAGUGACUUUUUAGUGUUAGAUAAUUUAGCAAAGCUGAUUAGUUUCCUCUUAGUUGUUAGUCACUUUAAGUAUUUUUUCAGUUUCCAGUGUGCGCUGACUUAAUUUAUGUGGAAUUUAAAUUUGAUUUUAACAUUAAAGUCCCACUCUGAUUGUUUUUUUUUACUACUUAAAGUGUUAUCAGUCGUAUUUAAUUUGUGAUUAUGAAGUUUUUAGCCAAAAUUACGUUACCUGUGUCAUUUUCAAGGUCUUUUCUUCUGCAGAGCUCUUGUAGCUCAUUAGUAAUUCACCUCUGAGUUGUGGGCGGAGACAGCGCUGCUCCGCACACUUGUAGCCUAACAUCAUCAGUGUAGUAGAAGAAGCAGGUAACAUAGGAGCUGUUUAGCUCUUGGACACUAAUGUCUUUGGGGGCAUGAUAAAAGCUAAAUCAUAAUUAGCGAUUAAAUCACAAACAGCUAUUUGAAUGCAGAAAUACUCAGAAAUGCAAUUUCGCACUUAGUUUUCUCAUGAUAUGUCCUGUAGCAUCAGAAAAAUGCUAUUUGAAGAUGUAGACAACAAGAAAAACAUGAUUUUCAUCAGAGUGGGUCUUGGUUGUUUGAACUUUUUACUACUUCUGGUCGAGUUUUAGCAGGUUAAAUUAAGAGACUUUAUGCAGCAAACAGAGAAACACCUCAAAGUUUGAGACACUUUCAGCAUUCGUGUUUAGAGAGUGGACAUCAUUUCAUAGCCGGGAGGUCAGCACUCGACAGAACACAGUCCUAACACAGAAGCGAACUUUCCGACCAUUGUGGUGCUGUAAUGGUGUGGAACAAAGUGAUGAGUAGACUGCAUCAGCGCUCCAUGCUUCAUUACCUGUGUGUGUAUGUGUGUUUGUUGGGGUCUGUGCGGCACCUUGUUGUUUCUGGUUCACUCGCAUGCUUUCAGCUCCAGCAGAGGAGAGUGAAGUUGUCUACGUCAACGCUUCAGGGCUACCUCAGGUAACCACGGAUGGCUGUUUCUUUUCCCUUUGACUAACACGAGAAAUAGGCACCACUGACGAAUAGAUAAUCUGAUGCGUUUGCACUGCGCUCUGAUCCUCUCUCAUGGGCUUUGAGCUUUUGCGUAAAACGCCGUUUGGUUACCUAUCUAUAUUAGGGUGUGUGUCAGUCUGAUUUUUGUUCUGUUCUGCUUGGUUUCAACAUGACUCACCAAUAACAUAUGAGUUAAAACUAAAAUGAACAGUGGUCUUAACAGAGUCUCAUUUUUCAUUUGGGUUUACCUCUGAUCCACUCAGUUUCUGUGUCUAUUAUGGAAAGCCCACUUUUUAUUAUAACAGAGUUUUUGUGCCCUGCUCUCGCCUGUGUCCUCUGUCUACUCUUUUGUCCUCUCUCUAUGUUUGGCAUUCAGCCGCUUAUGAUGACAUAGACAAAACUGAGGAUGAGAAGGAGGGAGAGAGGAGAGAGAAGGAUUUUAGCACUGAGACGAUAACUGAGAGUUUAUUCCCAGCUGAAAAGCAUCGUUCACAAUAUUGAAAAGCAAAUUAUCAGGGUUUGCAAAGUUAAAGCUCCUGUUUGGAGUUUUUAUCUGAUUAUACAACAAACUUAAAUUAACUUCUGUAUGUUACAUGGCGGUAACUAUCACAAGAGGCAAAGUGUCAGACCAGAACACUCAGUUUGAGUGAAAAGGUACCUUCACAUGUUUAAGACAAGGUCAGCAAGAGCUAUCACUUUGUCCACAGGGGGCGCCAAAAUCAAUACAAUAGAAAGUUUAACAUCUCAAUGCAUUUAAUUCCCAGCCAACAGGAUCAAGGAAGGCGAGUCACUUUCGAGGAUGGUCCAACAUGCAGAGAGUGUGAUAAGUUUGUCAAUAUGCGAAACCUUAGGGUUAGGGCUGGGCGAUAAACCGAAAAUUUACCGAUACCAAAAUUUACGACAAUAACCAACGUCAUUUUGCCCACAACGGUAUAUUGGUAUGUCCCUUUAAGACGCUGUCCUAUGUCAGAGACCUGACUUACAGUUACGGUUGAAAAAACUUCGGCAUUUGGUCGCUUGUGUUUUUGCUGCAACUGGACAAAUAUCCACCUUUUCUCUCUAAAACGCACCGGAUAAAGUUAGCGAAGAGGACAGGGUUAUCUAAGGAUGUGUUCAUGGUUGGGUUGGAAAACGCGUUCAACUGUUACAUCAAGAAAAUUAGGAUAAACUCAAAUCAUAAUACUUUUUUUUCAAGCAAUAUAAAACAGAUAUUACAUUGAGAAUAGUUGCCUGUUUGACCGACUAAAACGAGCUCUAAUCCUGAUUUUUAAAAUAAAUCUGUAGUCAAUUACACCGCUUUAAAAGGGAUUGGAUGGUAAAAAAAGAGUCAAUUUUGCAAACUAAAUCAACAGAAAUGCAGUUGUGUUUUGCGUAGCUACCACAGCGCAGAGCUCUGAGUAUGAUAAAUGGCACCGCCUCAAACUUUCUGGCCCCGACGUUGGUACAGAACAAGAUGAGACACAUUGCAGCUACAAUCUGCUCACCUUGGAUCCUCCUCCGCAGCUGACAUCAAACCUUUUCAAAUCAUACUGCCCUCUUGUCCUGAGUCCCUUUGUUUGGGAACCAGAGGCCAGAACAGUACGAGGACUUGUUAGAGGCAGACACAAAGUCCUCACUUGAUUCCUCUGACCUAAGAGGAGAGCAUGUGGGUGGCGGUGGAGAUCAGAGGGGAGUUAGAGAGAUGCUGCAUGGUACAGACUAGAGUCUGGCACACAUGAGGAUUGUAAUACAUGACAAUGUAUCCCUGUGUGGUUGUAAGGGGCUAUUUACUGGUGCAGUCUCGUUGUUUGGUUUGAACAGAGGUCUGUUUUGAAGGAGGGGGUGACAUUUUCCCUCUGUGGAGAAAAUCACUGUAGAUGUACGAGAAAGAAAAAGAAAGAGUGAGGGAGAGAGGGAGGGAGGCCGUGUGUCAUUGUGUGUGUGUGUGUGAAAGUGAAGGUGCGCAAGCCAAUGUUCAUUCCUGCUCAGAUCCACAAGCAACGAGUCAGGAUGCUUACGGUACCCUGUUGUCAUAGCGACGGCGGGGAAGCGAGAGAAGCCUGCUCAUUGCGCCACCUGAUUGUGAGUGUGUGUGUGAGUGUGUGAGAGUGUUAUAGAGAGAGAAAGAGAGAGAGAGAGGGAGCGGGGGGAGAGGCUGGGAAGCAGAGACAGAGAGUUGCGCAGAAGCGAUGGAGAGACAGCCUUUUUGCUGUGAUCAGUGUUUUCAUCAGUAGCCUUGUUCUUUAGCUGCUGUGUCGUGGGGAUUGCAGUCAUUCUGCCACUCAGGCUCUCACUCGCUCACUAACUUGGAUGCUCCGCUCACCCGCACACUCUCCAACCUGAGUGCGCGCAUAGACUCAGCGCACACGCACGCACGCACGCACACACAGCCACCGCUGUGCUUGGAUGGCAGGAUGCUGCAGCCGUGUGACAUGUGUGUCAGGUGUGUAUGAGAUGGGAUCCUCGUGUUUCGAUUCCCAUGCACACUUUGACACACUCACACUUUGAUUUGAUGCUCGGUGCCUCUGACAGGCUGAGGGACUCACAGCAGGCCUGGCCAGGGACCCUCCAUGCCAUGGUAAAUACCUCUGCUGACGGUCUCUUGUUGUUUAUCCUGUUUAGGACAAACUCCAUCUUCUGACGCUGGGUUUGUUAUUGAAGCGUGUGAAGUGUUGUUGCUUGGUAGUACAUCACACGAGUAAAUGAGAGUUCAGGGGACCAUCGGGGGCUGUUGUAGGCUCAGCUGUGUUUGAGUCUGACUCUUAGUUUUCUUUUGAGUCCUGCAGGGAUAGUGCUUGCUCUUUAAGAAAAGGAGGUGUUGUGUUUCUUUUUCUUCUCCAUCUUAAGAAAGUUUGCUCUUAUCUGAAUGCAGAUGUUGCAACCUUGAUUAUUCUGGAGCGUUUGAGCCUCCCUCUCCCGCUGCAGUCUGCCUGUGCAUGUGUUUAUGAGACUCUCCGGCUCUUAAGCUCUACCUCCCCUCCUCUCCUCCUGCUGGCUGUGUUCCCUCAGGCAGUGACUCUGCGUUAGCAAGAAGUGUAUGUGUGUAUGUGUGUGUGUGUGAUCUGCAUGCUCACAUUGUGUUAUGGAGAGUGUGCCAAGCAUCACAGUAACCUUAGGAUGUACGUAGCUGGAGGGACAAAUCAGGCACAAAAAAAAAAAAAGAGAGAGAGAGAUUAUGAAAGGAGAUGAAAGGAUACAGACUCACUAAAUAAGAGAGAGCGAGCAGACCGAUGCCCUCAAGGCAACAGUCUAGCUGACUGCUGUGUUAAUGUCCCCGUCCUAGUUACAUCGUGAUGUUGGUAUGGUUGGAGCGGUUUGUUGUUCCUGUACAUGUGAAGACAAGAGUCUCGCUGUCUGCAUGCCCCUUCCUCUCUUAUUGUGAUCAGUCUAUCAGAUACCUCCUCCUCCUCUUCUCUCAGUGUGUUAGCAUAAAGGUGGCAGCACUUUUCUGCUCGCUGCUUUAGGCAAACACGAUCACUCUGCUCCUGUCUGCUUCAAGGCUUCCUCUCUGUCCUCUCUAGUCUUAUGGGGGAAAAGUUGUGGAGAUGAAAAUUUUUUCAUGUUCACUUUAACAGCCUCUGUGUGUGUAGAUAUUAAUUUUUAUAAUACUGGUCAAUAAUCUGUUGAAUUCGAGUCUUGUGUUUGACUUUACAGAAAAUAAUGUGGUCAUUUUUAUUCUUUAAAUUCAUGAUCUUCAGCUCAAAAUCACUGAAAGCCUCCGCCUGAAACUCUGGCUGCUUCUCCAGCCAAACAAAGUCUGACACAGCUUGAUGGUGUUACUUUUUACACAGCUAUAUAUUUAGCUACAGCAAUAUUUAUAUAUAUUUCAAGAGGAAUUAUCUUCUAUAUCUUUUUUGGGUUACAAAUAGGGCCUCAAAUCAAUCUCAUGAUAUAUUGAUCAGUUCACCUUGAUAACGAUAAUUGGACGAUAACUUCUCCACAAGCUGCUCACCCCCUCCCACAUUAACUCUGUCUAGUUCGGUCGCCCCAACUUUUGAACCGUCCUCCAUCUCCUUACCUGUCUUUCCCUCUUUGUUACGGACUGGAUGGGGUGGAGUCACAUAUCUGACAUAGGGCGGCGUGUUAAAGGGACAUGAGAUUAUAGCCUACCUACGCACAUCCAAAACCAACUUUUAUUUAUUUAUUAUUUUGACACCAAAUAUACUGACAUGGGCAGAAUGAUGCUGGUUAUAGUCGUAAAUUCCAGUAUCUGUAAAUUUUCGGUUUAUCGUCCAGCCCUAAAACAGACUGACAUUAUUUCUGACCUACAGAAGUAAACCAAAACCAUCAGGGACGAGGCUGGCGGGGUUUAGGUGUCUGAUUAACAGAUCAACUAAAACGACUAAGACAGCUUUUUCUCACAUUUCCAAAGCAAUGCUUUUCAAUUUAAGUUAAAAACAGCAAAGACGAGAAGGGAAACAGGCGCACAUGUCCACAGGAGGGCGCCAAACUCGACACAAUCCUAAAGUUUCUCACAGGUGCUUUAAAGAUGCAGGUUCAAAGGAGAUUUGAAGUCAAACAUCAAUUUAAACAUCAGAUAUACUCAUGCAGUUUACAUGCAGAUACUGUCAAAAUAAAUGAAAAUAAAUAUCAGUAUCGGUCAAUUUUCGGUUUAUCGUCCAGCCCUUGUUACAAAGGAAAUUAUUUCAGGUGGAGCAGUGUAGUCUUGGUCUUAAUUACAGUGGAAUACAUGAGACAGCUUUUGCAAGAGAUGUGGAUGUUAUUAAGGAGGAGAAAAAGGUGUUACAACAUCGUUAAUGACGUGCAGUGCUGAUGCAUCGAUAAGAGCGCUCUAUUGUGACCUGUUCUUGUCAUAUGCAGUGUAAGAGGAGGUGUUGUGGGCUGGAGCAGUCUUGUACAUUUUGAAGUGGGACACAUUUCUCCCACUCAGCUGCAUGCCUCUUUUGAAUAAAUCUGUCAUGCUGCUUUUAGCUGCAACAGCCUUUGAACAAACUUCACAGUUGGCUCUGGUUUGACACUGCAAAACUGAAAAGCAGUCACAAACGACUGACAACACACUCUUCGUGAACUUUAGCAGCUCCUGUCUAAGAGAGUCUAUGUCUGUAGGGAGUGAAGGAGAAGGAAGAGAGAAAACCCAGAUUUUCAUUUUUGAGAGUCAACCUUCACCACUAAUUUUGUUAAAUUGAUGGAUUAAUUCAUUGCCCAGCUGCAGUAAGCUGUCUGAACUCAGUCCUGACUAGGGCUGGGUAAUAAACCCAAAAUUUACCGAUAUGGAAAUCUACGAUAAUAACCAAUGUCAACUUGGUGUCAAGAAAAUAAAUAAAUAAAUAAAAGUUGGUUUCGGAUGUGUGUAGGUAGGCUAUGGUCUCAUGUCCCUUUAAGAAGCCGCCCUACGUCAGAUAUGUGACUCCACCCCAUCCAGUCCAUAACAAAGAGGGAAAGACAGGUGAGGAGAUGGAGGAUGGUUCAAAAGUUGUAGCGGCUGAAGUAGACAAAGUUAAUGUGGGAGGGGGUGAGAAGCUUGUGGAGUAGUUAUCGUCCAUUUAUCAUUAUCUAGAUGAACUGCUCAAUAUAUCGUGAUAUUGAUUUGAGGCCGUAUCGCCCAGCCCUAGUCCUGCCUCACAAUAAAGGAAAAAACACAGACAGCACUCCAGCUUCUGAUACUUGAUUUAAAAAUACGCUGAUGCUUGGCUGGCUUUGUAAAAACUGUGAUCACACUGCCCUUAUCUCACUGCACUCCCACAUGUUAACCAGCCCACAGCGGUUUCACUGUGUACAUAUGUUAAUGUGUUAAUCAAGUGUGCAAUCAAUAAUUUAUCCCUUCAGUGUGUUCGGCAGUUGAAACACGAGCCAGCCAGGGGCUUCCUGUCUCUCAUUCUUCCUCGUUGUUCAUCGUCUGAGAGGAGGGGAGCACUUGGCUGAGCUUUCUGCUUUCUGCAUAUUCAGGCCUGCAGUUAUUAAUAUUUGAUAGCUUUGACUUCAUACCGUCGCAGCCAGAUGUCCAAACAGCGCGCACUCAGGACCUGGAUGUUUCCUCUGUUGUUUCUCUGACGCUUUAACACUUCUGUUAUGUCGCCUGACCUGGUUUCAAGUCCACGACGCUCAGUGUUAGAGGUUUAUCAUCCAACCUUCAUGUGAUCAUUAAAAAGAUGGAAAGUUACAAGAUGAUCAUGCCUGAAGCUAAGAGUGAAGCUGCAUCUGUUUCCCUGAACAUAGGUCCCUUUUUAAUAUUUAAUGAUGUUGCUAACUGGGGCGCUAUUUUUUCAAAUAAACCAUCUUCUUCUUCUUCUUCUACAUCUCUAAAAAUGAACCGUUUCUUUCCUUGUCGUUACAGGAAGAAUGCAAGCAGAUCAUGGCACGCCAGAAAUCUAACAGCCAGUCAGACUCGCAUGAUGAUGAGGUUUCUCCCCCACCGCCCAACCCUGUCGUCAAGGCCAGGCGCCGCAGGGGAGGGGUCAGCGCCGAGGUCUACACCGAGGAGGACGCUGUCAGCUACGUACGCAAGGUCAGCCUCAGAAGUAACGUCGAUGCACAGUCACUAUCUGUCACACACAUUCAGUGCACACGUACUUGUGUAUUACAUGUUUUCACUCAGAUACAUGCAAAAAAAAUCAAUAUAGAAUGUGUGUAUGUGUUAGAAAAGUGCUUUUUCAUGGAAGGGGGGAAUUAAAAAUACAGUUUAGGUUCAUUUUUGGUGACAACUUCUCAAGAAUACGCAUGUGAAUACUGAACUAGAAGACAGCAGCGGAGAGGGAACUAAGCGAUGUAAAUUUACUACAGCAGGAUAUAAGCACACUUAGACUCUUAAAUGAGUUGAUUUACCGCAAGGGAACAGCGUGUGAGUCAGCUGCUGCACUUAUGUUCGGCUCAGAUGUUCAGAUUUGACUUUGCGAUAUUACAUAAAGGUGAUUAAUUUUAUUUUGACUGGGCCUCACAUUCAGGGGUUCCUUUAUUUUUAUCUUCAUGAAUAUUUACGGGUAUAAGCGAAAACUCUAGUUCCUUAACCUGAGUCAAAGUAUUGGUGCUCAAGUAUUGUGAAAAAAAGAUGCAGAACAGUUUUUCUUAAAUCACCGUGUCCUGCAUUUUCCCAUUAUCAUUCUUUUACAGACAUGCAUCCAUGUUUGAAUCGUCAUAUAACAUGAAUAAAUGCCUCGAAGUUUAGCUUGUAUUAAAGCUGUACAUUCAGAGUGGUUUUAAUGUUGUUGGCAGGGGUGAGUUUUUUUUUAAUUUCUAUACCCCUGAUGUUUACGAAAUUCACAACUGCUCAAAGUCAUUCAAUGACACACUGGGGUGGCCAGAUUCAUCACAGUUUGACUGUUACCACAGUGUGAGGUGCAGUCUGCUGCAUUUAACCGAUAGAAAUAGAACAUAAUGUUCACGUGCUUAAACAAGUCACUUGAAUAGUUAAAAUCAGACAAGUCUUUUAUUUUACAGAAGGAUUGGUCUCCCUUUCACAGAGGCCGCCACCUUGCACUGCCAUGGUAGACCAAAAGAUUACAGUACUAAUAACAUGUGUCAUUUUAAAGGAGGGUGAGCGAGGGAGCAGUCCAAUCUGGAAUCUAACGACUGAAUAUUCCCCAUUUCUUCAAACUUCUUUUCAAAAUUGUCACUUUGUCUGAAUUAACCCAGUUAUUCUUUGAAACAAGUGAAGCUUUCUCAGCAUGCAAACAGUUAACCCUUUUGAAUGGGGCUUUUAAUUGAGGCCCCGAGUAUAAUGGAUGUGAACUUUCUGUGAGUCUCCGCUCUGUUGAUAUUGGUGUCACGGUGAAAAAAAAAAAUACUGUGAUUCAUUUAGAUUUAUUUAUUUAAUUUAAUCUUCACAGUGAUGAUUUCUCACAGUCUCUCACGGUUAAUAAGAUCAGUAAAUUAGCCGGUAAUGAGCCAUGAUUGCAAACACAAUAAGGAUAUAAAACUAUUUUCUCAUCACAUUGCAACCUGAAGUGUCUUCUUAUUUGCAUAUUCUCUGUAAACACACGUAUUGUGCAAAACCCUAAAAAUAAAACAAACCUCCUGUCGUUGUCACAAACAUUAUGAACAUCAUCUUCUUUAUGGCUUUUAUCCGAGUCGCAGUUUUGUACAAAUGGAUGUAGGAGAGUAAAGCUGAAGUGCCUUUUUUUGUACGGCGGGUUUCAUGUUUUAUCAUCGUCAAAAGCAGCUGUUUUAGUUAUCUGUCAACUUGAAACCUGCCAUGUGUCCAUUUUAAUUUAAUGGCAGGAUAGGAAAGGGUGCUCUCUGCCAGGAACUAUAACUCACCUCUCUACUCCUAGAUUACAGCAGGAGCAAACACACACACACACACACACAAUCUUACACACACGAUCUUACACACACUCAUUCAUACGCUGCAUGCGUACACAAACACACCCAAGUGAUUCUCCGCUAUUAUGACCAUGCUUGUUAAAUUAAAAUUAAGCUGACAUGCUAUUUAUUGCUGGGUAAUGACAUAGCUACACGAACCCCCUUGUCACCACGCUGUAAUCCCAUGGUCGCCGGAGCAUGCAGAGUUUGAGUGUGUCAGGUAUGUGCACACACCCACGGGCGUUUGUGUUUAUGGCUCUGAGGUCUCUACCAGACACUGCAGUCCUGUGUCAUGGCAACAAGCCGGCCCUCAUCUCCUGCCUCAAUUUCUUCCCUGCCCCUCAAUAUCACACACACUCAGAGACACACACACACACAGAAAUGGACUCAACCUGCCACGUCAGCUGCUUGUGAAAAAUAAAUGAGUUCAGGUAUCUUCACACAACGUCAGAAGUGAAUUAAGUUGCUUCAACAUGUGGUAACACACACACAUGCGCGCUCGCAGCAUGUGUGCUGACAUCCUCCCGCAUCAUCAGUUUCAUUAAUGACACCGCUGUCAGGGUGUUCAACAGAAAUAAAUCAAUUAGCUAACCCCGCUCAUCUGAUUAAAAGGAGCUCUGCUGUGAUGUGCUGCGAGAGUCUCAACAAAUCGGGCCUGCGGAUCACAUCAGCAGACUGACCUGAAGAGCUGGCAGCGCCAACGGGUGAGGUCAUCACCUUUAAGAGGUUGGAAAAAAUGGACAUGAAGUGAGAUAAAAUAAAGGUUCCAGUGGUAUUAAAGGUGGGGUAGGCAGGAUCUGAGGAAGUGCCUGUUUUUGGGAGAAAUGUUGAAUGUAAAAAGUAACCCUACCAACCAGUAGAUGCCAACAGACUACCAGCAAACACAAUGUUUGCAGGACUUCUACUACUAGGAUAAAGUGACAUAGUCCAGGACCCGAGGUCAACAGUUUAGCGGCGCUACAACUCACAGCAGGUCCAGACACUUGUCUUACUUUGUUGAAGCGGUUUACCUGUCCAGCAGAAAGGUUACAGGGUCACGAAGAUCCCAAAGCGCCCCCUAUCGUUUAUGCCGAUGUUGACCCAGUUUCUUGGCUCUUGUCCGGGUGGUCUACCUCUACCUUUUGCAAUGCAAAAGUUUACAAACCCCGAGCAGAGCAAGGAGCCCAUGGCGCCUGUGCAGCCGAAACAGCUGACCAUUCAGUCCGCCUUCUCUAGCGCAACGCCUAACGACAAAACGUUAAAGAGACACAAAGACCUCACAGAUGCAGUAGCUUAUUGUAUUGCAAAAGACAUGCUACCAAUAAGCACUGUUAAACUUAUUUGAGUCAUGUCCCAUCUGUUAACAUGAAGAAGGAGGACUUUCUAACUUAUUGCCAAUAAAAGCAACUAAGGAAAUCUGUCUUAUAAGUCUGAGUCUUUCAAAAGCUGACAUCUAAUGAUGCCCCGUGCGGCGGCACUGCAGCUGGAUCCUGUGGGGGAAGAUUCAGUGCCUGACCCGAAGUCUGUAUCUGGAAAUGACUUCUAUCACUGAGCCUGUUUGAGUGACUCCAUCCUCCUCCAGCUCAGUUUCCCAGCUGGGCCAGCCUCGUCUUCUUUGUGUCCACUGAGUGGCCGGGCCCGUGUUCUGCAGAAAGAUGAAAAAUUUGGUACUUUUUAAGCCCCAUGUGAUGUGGUUUUGUGUGUAUUUGUGUGCAUGAUGUGAACAGUGCUGCGUGGUCUUCUUCAUGUGGAGACAUCUGUUGCUUUAACGUAAUUACAGCUUUCCCCCUCCUACCCCUUGCACCAGAGACAAAACGCACACACACACACACACACACUCCUCACCCUCUUCAAGCUCUUCUACGAGGAUUUACUCCGUUCCUUCCUUUAUUUUCUUGCUUUUUUGUUUUUCUCACCCUCUGAAUUGAGUUCACUUCGAGGAUGCCACUUUGUAUAUGCAGACUUCCAUGACUUAUUUGCGGCUACAGACUUUGCAAUCCUUUUUCCAUGAUCACACGCACACACACACUGGCAGACAACCCACAGAGUCUGGGACAUGAAAAUGCAUGUUUUAUGAAUGAGUUCAGGCCUCUCUUGAAUUUUUAAGGGCUGUGUGACAUUUUGAGUGUAAUCCCUGAACAGAUGGGCUUUCCCAAAAAUACACAGACACACGUGCGGGAUCUUUCUUUCAGAGUUUGCCAAUACGCUGCUCUUUAAUUACUCAAUUUAGUCUGCUUUGAAGUGGGGCCCAUUAUGUGUUUCUGCUGGUUUUUUCAUGUGUCCACCUGCACAGUGUUGAUGUAAUCUAUUUUACAAUCUAGGUUACUGCUCUGUCUUAACAGGUGAUUCCAAAGGACUACAAGACCAUGACGGCCUUGGCAAAAGCCAUCUCCAAGAAUGUGCUGUUCGCUCAUCUGGAUGACAACGAGAGAAGGUACCGAAUGUCUACUAUUCAAAUCUUUAUCAAACCUUAGUGGGCAAAGUUUAUCAUCAAUUUCCAGUUCGUUUGGAGAAGUUCACUGAUUGAACCGAGAAAAAGGCCAAUCUUUGCAUAACCAGACCAGAGUUUAGGGUUGUUUUUACACCUGAAAGUCCGAACUAAGGUCUGUGUUUUUGUUACAUAGUGUACAUGAGGCCGGUCCGAGGAAGUCUCAUGAAUUUGAUUGUUAGACAACAACUUUAUCGACAUUGACAGGAAAGGAAAAUAAAGGAUGCUGUCCUGCAAGUCAUUGCAACAUCUACUCAGGAGAAAAGUAUGUGUCCAUUCAACAUAAUAAUGGAUACCUCUACUCCUUGUGUGAUGUAAAGGAGCUACCGUUAGCCCACCCUCCAGUAAUUUCCUGUCUUUGGUACAAAGUACUGAACCUUUAAAAAUAAUGCUUUCAGACUGGGCAUGAACCACACCGUGGUUCAGUUUGGUCCAGAUCGAGACCACCUCUUUUGGUCAGACCAAGGUCUGGCUGUUUCACAACGUAGGUGUGAAAGCCCCCUAAGGUAGUUGCUUCAGUUUUUGUAGCGUGUUUCUCCAAGUGAAGAUGACUUGGGCCACUGUGGAUGAUUUGCCCACGUUAGCCGCCGUACAUAAGAAAAUAUAUUAGUUUUCUUUGUUGUUUCAGCAUCUAUUUCCAUCUAUGAAGCCAGCACAAGCAUGACAUCAUUCACUGCGCUGCGAUGUUGAUUUUAUUACAUGGUAUUUGGAGUGAAAGUGAUAGAAUAGGUGCUUCAGUGGGGACAAGAAUGGGGGUGGGGGUUUGGAUAUUUCCAACACGAUUGUGUCGAGUCCAAAAUUUGUCUGGAUUUGAAUUUUUUUUAAAGUUGACCACCCUAGACUAUAAAACGUGAUGCCAGCAAUCCAAAUGUGUGUGUGAAAUCAGAAUUCAGGUCCAUAAAUCAGGUUCCUUUUGAGUGAAGUGCCCUUUUGACCACUGAGUGACAGUGUUGCCUGCCUUUGGGAGCAUCUCUGGUCAUUGGGGACGCCGACAACAACAGCAGAAGGUGUAGCAAGAGUAGAGGUGCGCUUCGAGAAUGGAUAAGGGAGCGGCUGUAUGUGUCUCUUGGUUGCUAGGGUAACCCAGAUUGCAUUUUCAGACAUCGGCUGAAACACGCCGCUGAGAGAUGAACAAGUCUCCGAAGCGGUUACAGUAGUGAGUGAUGCCACUUUCACAUCUGCUCUUUUUCUUGUUCCUUCACAUUCCUCCUCGUUCGACCAUCCUCCCUCCAUCCCGCCAUCUGUCCCAGAUCUCCACUGAUAGCCCCGCUCUGGCUGUGACAGGGAAGAAUGGUGUUGUGGGAAAGACUCUCAGGUGGCUGGCGGUUCAGACAGCCAGCCGGAAUAGUGUUUCAUUGGCGGGGAGAAUCCAUUACACCCCAUGGCGAGGAAAACACCGGAGCUUUCCUGUUGGCUGCUAAAGCCCCCACAGACCAAACCCAAAACACGCUCUUUCCAGUCUUUCGUCAGCUGACAAUUUACCGUGCUCCCUUGGCACAGGCACGCAGGCCUCUGAUUGCACGUCAGUGCCUCUGAAGCAGCCCCGAGUGAAGUACAACAUGUGAUAGAUCUGGACAGUCUGAGAAACCAUGUACUUGGGUGGCUAAUGUGGCAGAUUAGAGUUACAGCACAGAAAUAUAUGGCGGUAGACCAUAAACCAUCAGGUUUUAAUGUACUCGAGACCUCUUGGCGAGCUAAGCUAUGUACUGGCGACAUGGCCGACCCUUAAAAUCAUGCAUGAUGUAGAAUCUAUUCGACUAGCUGUCAUGUUUACUGUUUCACUAAACAAAGCUAGCAUCAGUCGUUUCAGAUAGCGCUGCACACAGAGAUGGUGAGAUUCAUGGGCGAACAUGCAGCUAGUAGCUCUGACGGCUCUUAGCUCAUGAAAAGCUUGUCUGAUUUGCUAAAUUGCGCAGGAAACAUGGCAGUUAGUUGGCUUUACCGUCCUCUGACUACUCCACUCCUUCUGUCACUCUCACAGUCCCCCCCCUCCCCUCUUCCUCUGUAUUUUCUCUCUCUGCACUCCCAGCUGAUGAUGCUGGACGGCUGGCUAUUUGGCUGGCUGGUGGCUCGGUCUCACUGCGGUUUUGUUGCGGUAGUUGCGCCUGCAGCCCCUACUGACAGAAGUCUACAGAUGUACGGCCAAUGUGUGGUCGGUGAGAGUGAGUGAAGAACUGCACACAGCGACCCAGAAUCCUUAGCACACGGCUCUUUUCCUCUGGUGUUUAGUGAACGAUCAGAUUGGUAAUGUUUGUCACAAAGCUUUGCCCACGCAGAAGCACAUUGAAUUUCUGCUUUUCUUGAAGUUUGUUAAUGCGUGAUCAAUCAGACUAGAUUAUAUCCCUGUUACUAAAGGUAGCUCAACAGAAAUGAAGCUUUAAGCCGGUUAUUUUUCUUGUUGAUGCCUUCUGUCGUUGGCAGAAGCACAUUGACUCCUUUAGAGGAGCCAGAACUGUCAGGAGCUGACGCACAUGAGCAGAUGGAGUCUCUUACUCUCUCUCUCUCUCUCUGUCUUUCUGUCUCUCGCUCCUCUUCUGUUGCUUUCUCCUCUCUUGUCCAAAACAGCUGCCCAUGAAGGUUAUCAGGCAUACUUACAAAUGUGCUCUCAUUGGGUUUGAGGAAAGACUGACAGGUCUACUUCUGACUGACUCUUGUUUGACGUUUUGGUUUCUUUUUCUGUUUUCUAAAAUUAACAUCUUCUCACGUUCAUAAAAUAUCUUUUUUUUUUUGUUUCAUUUUAAGGAUUGCGUGUAGGAAAAAAAAGGAGCUGUGUCAAGGAAACAUCUUGUGUGAUUAGUCACUCAGCAGUUAUGUAAGCCGAACACAACACGAUUUGUUCUCCCAUUAGCACUAUAUUAUGCUAUCAUCCCCUUCAGUAAUGAGCAGGAUCCAAAACAAUGAAGCCCUCUCUGUUUCUCUCCUCUCUCCAAUGCUCUCUGUUACCUCUCAUCACUUCUUUUCUCGCUGCCCUCUUUUCUCCUUGCCUUUUUUUAUCUUCUCUGUAUAGUUUAGAGCCCGUCCAGCCUUCCUUCUCCAUUACUCAUCUGUCUUCCGAAGAAUCCGCUCUCCUGGCACUGGAAACAGGACAUUUUUGUUUGUUGAUAAGGUGUCCUUUUCCUCUGUUAUUUUCAUCUUCUUCUUCUGUUUACUUUUCUUAUAUUUACCUGUACACGAUUAGCAGUUCUAUCCUUUAUGUUUUGCAUUUUUAAAAGCUGCAAGGACACAAAUUUACCAGCAUCUGACACAUGGAGUCUGCAUGUACACAGCUGAUGGAUCAGGUUGGUAUCAGACCGUUUCCUGCUCAGUUUAGUUUGUCACAUGCAUCUUUGUUGCCUAAUAUGGGAGAGCUACUCAUCUUUUAUACACAGCAAUAACACAAUUUGGCUGUCAACCGUGAGUCAAAUUCUGCUUCAGGUUUCUGCCUGUUACAGGGACUUGUUUCCUUGCUGCUGUGGUCUGCAAAAUGUGAUAGAUGAGUAUGAGAUUAUCAUGUUGGUGAGUCUUUACAAGUGACAGAACUGCAAUACAAGUGGCGGAUGGCGAUACCAAUGAUGAGAGAGCAGGUUGGCAGAUGACUGAUUUAUAAACAAACUGAGUAAAGUAGGGCUGGGCGAUAAACUGAAAAUUUACAGAUAUCGAAAUUUACAAAAAUAACCGACGUCAUUUUGCCCAUAUCAGUAUAUUUGAUGUCAAAAAAAUAAAUCAAAGUUGGUUUUGGAUGUGUGUAGGUAGGCUAUGGUCUCAUGUCCCUUUAAGACGCUGUCCUACGUCAGAGACGUGACUCCACCCCAUCCAGUCCAAAAGUUGUAGUGGCUGAAGUAGAUGAAGUUAAUGUGGGAGGGGGUAAGCAGCAUGUGGAGUUGUUAUCGUCCAUUUAUCUUUAUCGAGGUGAAAUGCUCAAUAUAUUGUAAUAUUGAUUUGACACCAUAUUGCCCAGCCCUAAAAUAAAGGAUCUGUUUUUACAACUGUUAAAUUGAGCUUUAAUCAUGCUUGAAGUGUGAAGUCUGAGCUCUGCAGAAUUCAGCUCUCUAGAAGCCUCCUCCACUGUUGCAAUUCUACAGAUUUCCUCAUCUUGAGUCGAUUUGUAUUUCUCUAUUUUAAAUGGCAAAUUGUGAAACUUGUCGGUAUAUUUUGGACCCCAAAUAUGAUCUGAAAAGUUUGAAAAGGACAAAUAUUACAUUUAUUAUACUCUUAUAAGGAGAUUCACUUUAUUUGAGCUCUUUUUUCAUAAAUCUUCACAAUGGAUUGCAACUUUUGUUCAGGUUUUUUACACAAUAAAGGUUUUUCCAGUUUGAAUAAUCAAGGUAAGCGAUGACUGAGAGUGUGUGACUCAGGGAUAAACAAAGCAGCACUAAAAAAAAAACCUAAAAAAGGGGGAGUAGUACUUAAACUAAAACAGAGCCAAUGAGUGCUCUCUGCUUUGAUCGUAUCCUCUUUUGUAGAUGUUUGCCUCCUCAUCUUCCAUAGUCAGGAAUGUAAAGAUGUGCAGAUCUGUGUGUGUGUGUUCUGGAGAGGGAAUAAAAACAGUCGAAAAGACAAGAGAAGGGGCAUUUGUUUUCUAUAAAACAGCAGAUUACUGAUGCUUUACAAAUUGUGAAAAUACUUCUCCUCAUGAGCUCACAGGAGAAGAGAAGAGAGCUCUCUUUCUUCGACUGCUGUAACUUUUCUAUGCUCGAAUUCAUCGCUCUUACAGUCAGCUCUCUCUUUUUACCGAUCAGAUAAUCCAGCACAUGCCUUUUGUCUCGAUAUAGAUAAGCCGUAAAUAGAAAAUCUCCCUACUGACCCAUAACUGGAGUGGUUUUUAUGGGAGAAUGAGAAGACAAGAGCUGUACGAAGGUUAGCGAGAACACAUCUGAAGUCCUCUGGCGAACCGAACGCACACACCAAUGUGCUUGUCACUACAAAGGAUGGCAGAGAUCACAGUACCCUGAGAAACACACACACUUACACACACACAUGCACGCAGAGGGAUAUUCUGAAGUAUGCAUGUCAGCCUGUGUUCCCAGUGCGGCUGCUCCAGCUGGAAGCGUGGAGUCUUUGAUUAACACACCAUUCCAUAUGUCAAACUUUAUGGCCUCUGAGUUUCUGAGCUCCACCAGCGCCGUGUGUGUGUGUGUAUGUGUGUGUGUGUGUGUGUGUGUGUGUGUGUGUGUAGUCCAUCUUUCUUCAGCUGCAUGGUCGGCAAACCUCAACAUAUUUUGCCUUCCAGAUUCCAUCUAAGCCCUGUUUUUGUUGAACAGUUUGCCGGAAAAAAAAAGAGGGGAUCAAAGCGGUCCUCUCGCUCUUACAGCAUUUUAAAUACACAUUUUUAAGAGUCAUCUUGUGGGACGCGGUUUUAAGGAACAGAUGCCGGGAGCGAAUGGUAUCUUUUUCUGCUCAACUCUUUGAACUUUGCUGGUGUCCAAUAAGCGGAUAUCUUCACCUCUGUUCCCAGCAGCCACCACACAGUUAUGCCCAUUACAUCCUCGUUAUGAUAUACCCAUUCAAAUAGACUCUAAAGAUAAGCUGAAUGGUGUUUAAUCUUGCUUUCACCCCCACACUUGGCUUUGAAUGUCUCAAUUCUGUAACCAUACAGUGUUAGUCAAAUAAACUGAAACUGUUAUCUCAUCCUGACAGCACUUUGAUAACAAAUUGAUUAUUCAGUGACUCAAAAUGGAUGUUUGACCGCAGCAGAUUUCUCAACUUCACGGCCUUGUGUGUGUUUUCAUUUGUAGACUCGUGCGCACACACAGCCUGUUUGCCCAGGUGCACUUUCGGCUGAGAUACGCCAGCCUUUCUUCAUUGUUUCUGCUGCUUACAAAGUCAUUAGGGAACCGAUUUUUUAACACAGUCUACAAACCGUCUUUAUCGCCAGGUUAAACAAACAGCAUUUCAGUUCUAGCUAUGAAAAUAUUUCCCAUUAAAAGAUAUGAAAUAGGACGUCUGAUAGCAGCACCACUUGCGAUAACGUCAGGUGCAGUUCACGCUUGCUGUCUUUUGUCCUUUUCAUUAACUGGACAGAACUUCAGACUCAUAAGUUCAAUAAAUAGAGUAAUUUAAGUCAUAUACAUGGCUGUUCACAACAUAGUUACAGUUUAGCUUUAACACAUACACACACAUAUCCACCACACACUCUUUGGCUAUUCUCAAAAGUUAGUUGCUGGUAAGCGCUGGCUCGGAUGCAGUGUAAGUGACGUCAGCCAUGGUUCCUGAAGCAGUUUCCUCAUGUGGACACUUAGUUUUUGCAGUUUUUAGCACUCCUGUAUUACCCUACUUCAUGCCCAGUUCAACAAACACUCGUCACGUUUACAUGGGCAAAUUUUCCUGAUCUGAUUAAAAAUUCGAGGGAAUGGAAAAUCGGAAUCCUCUGUUUAUAUGGGCGCAAAAUCAAAUAAUCGGAUCAUGACAUACGUAUACGUAUUCAUUCAGAUUAGAGGCAUUUGGACAUGCGCAGAGUUGUCUUAUUUCACUAAAACAACCACAAAAGAAGAAGAGUUGUAUUUACGCCUGUGCUGUCAACAAACCAACAAACGUGGUAGUGGCUCACUUCAUCCAAUUCAGGAGUUUUGUCACUAGAUGGCGCCUCUGUUUAUUUAUUUUACUGUUCUAUCAAAGGUUGCGCUGUGUGUGCAGAUGCGACAUCAUCCCGCUGUAUGUACGACUUGUUAUGUUAUCGAAGGAGCAGACGCAGCAUUUGCAGCCAGAGUGUUAAUAAUGAAACCUCCUGUACUGACUUUAAUAAAUAAGUCACAGGCUAAAGAGCGAAGAUCGAAAACGCAACUACUGUUGUCAGAGUUGUUUCAUUACAAAGUUACACCACCUGUGUGCAUACUUCACUGUUUCCAGUAGAUUCACUGAUCCCUGUGCAUGUGAGUCUUUUUCACAAAGUUGUCGUAUGAGGACAGAUCUCCGUUAAGAUUGAGAGAAAGAGCGCAGAAGGAAACAUACACAUAUAGAGAGAUUUAUUACAGAUGAAGGGGCCUCUGGGAAAUCUGUCUGAGGUGCAUUUACCCACACACACACAAACAAAACACACACACACACAAAUAGACAUAUAUAGAAGCUCAUUAAGUUCUCCUCUCCUGCAUUAGUGUAAUGCUCUCCUCCCACAAAACGGUCUCCUGGGGACAGUACAGACACGAGAAACCCCGCUCUCUGUGUUACCACAUAAAUAGUCUGGCAGGCCCGAGGAAACCCUGUUUAUCUCAUUCCUUUGGAUGUCCUGGCAGAGUCCGCAGCUUUAUAAACGACGUUACCAUCUGGUUAUAGGAGUUGUUAAACCUGCUGAGGUCAGGACCUACUAAGUGUAAAUCAAGCAAACACAGUUCUCUGAUAUGAAGAGAGAUCAAGAAACGACAUCCACGUUUUAUACCUUUCAAUAACACCUAAUCAAAUCUGAACGUUUGAAUGUACAAACAAAGAUUACAACCAGCCGUGAUUACCUCAUCCUGCCAACUUUAAUCCUCUAAUUAACAAGCUGAGUAAUGAGUUGAUGAAGUGACCGAUUAGUUGACCUCUGACCCUUAAACCCUGACCUCUGCACCUUCCCUGCUAGGCCCUGCCGAUGGACGGGGAACACCUUAAGUGUACUGGCCCUCUUUGUGUGUGUGUGUGUUGCCUUGAAGAGGUGUGAAAAUCAACAAUAAAUAAAUGAGUUAGUGACGGAAAAGUCACACAAACAAACAAACACGCAGGAGUGAAGCGAAAGACGCAAACUGUGUGAGAAAGAGAGAGAGGGAGAGCGAGACCUACGGAGUCUCAGGUUCUAGCGGGAGUUUAUUCAAGGUCUCUGUGUGAAGGAACAAAGAGAAGAGAUGCAACGUGAGAUAGUUUUCUGUGGAGCUGUAUCAGAUGAACAAAGCUCUGAUUUGAUCAUCUGAUAGCUAACACAUUUGAACAAGCCUCGAAAUACAAGAACAAUGAAGAAGUUCGGAAAACUUGUGAUUUAAAGGCAACGAGGAUUUUCAGCUUUGAGGCGAAGGCUGGCACACGCUAGAAGAUUUAAGACAAAUUUAAGACCUGAUUUGGUACCCCCAAUUAAAUGGCGUGAUCUGAUUCAGGGCUUGUUGUAACCACAGACUGUAUAUACUAUGGACAACCUGGUUCCACCUCCCAUCUGUAUACGGAUUUGAAGCCAAAAAGCUCUCUGUAUUUCCGGGAUUUUUCUUCAUUUCCUAAAACCAGCGACUCUCGGCGAUGCGCGCAUUCGGACGCGCAGUCGCCGUGAGUCGCUGUGAUGACACUCGGCUCAAACAGCAUAUCCCCCGGGAGAGCUACGCAAUCCCUGAACGCCCAUAGGCUGCAUCAGGUGUCAAUCAUAGAAAACAUGAACCCCCUAAUAACUUUUAAAAUCAGAGCCAAUGGUUAAAAUCUUGACCAGCGUGACUCUAACGCUUUAGUUUUGAGAAAACGGCUUUGAGUUUAGUCAGCUAAUUCUCUUUUGUCGAGACAGUUCAUCAUUCAAAUGUAAAUAACUUUGGGUUUUCAGCUCCACACGCUCAGAUUAACUACAUAUGGCUGAAUCUGGAUGAACUGGGUGAUGUUAAAGUAAUUCUGAGGAUUAUUUACACACGGACAAAGACGCAUCUGUAGAUCUGGCACCUACAUUUGCAAUGUUUAGAACAUGCAUUAAAGGUUUACUUUAUGUUUGAGGAUUGGAAUACAGCAUUAUUGACUACACAGGAAAUCCAAAAUUAAAUUCCUGUAAAUCCAGAAUUCUGACUUAAUGUUCACCUUAAAGUGAAUCUAUGUGGGGAGGCUUCAUGUGUUUAAAACCAAAGGUACGGAUGAAGACCCCUGCAGCUUUGCAUUGUAGACCCUGUUCUUUGCAUUAAGCAUGUUCAGAGAACUUGGCCCAGAGAGAAACUGUAAGAUAGUUUUUUUUUUUUUUACAGCACAAUAAAAUGUAUUCAUCCUGCUGACUGAGAAGUUAUUUUAAGACCAGCGAUUCUAGAUGUUCAUUUUUACAGAAACUUGAGCCCUGUGUCCUGGUGGAUGCAUUCAUCCUCGUGUCUGAAAACACCAUGUGCAGAACCGCACACUAUCAUCUGCAUCCACAUGUACACAGUGACUCUGUUUGUGUGUUGUUACCACACAGCAGCCCCUAGGGGGUGUUUUUGCCACACACUCAGAUAAAACAGAUAUUUACUGUUACCUUGGAGAGUCACAUGAGCCGCUUCAUGCAGUGUUUGCAGAUAUGCACAUAUGAAUAAGGGUUUACAUCUAAGAUCACAGCUUUAUUCAGAGGGAAUACAUGCUCAGGUACUUGUUUUGUGUACCCCCUCCCCUUUUCAGGUAGUAAAUACUGCAGAGGAAACAGGAUACAGUGGCUCUGAGUGGUAGUGGAUGCAUGUUUGUUUUUCUUCUCUCACCAAACCAAACGUCUUUUUCUCGUGAUUUCGGAGUGACUGCUCAGGAAACGUCCUUUAGUUUUUGUCCCGUUUGUGUAUUUGGGUUUACGGUUAUUUGUGCACCUUUCUCCGGUCUAAAGAGGACCUGUUGUUGUGUGUGCUCAGGUGGGAGAGUAGUGAAGAUGUUUGGCUUUGAUUUGUAUUUUACGGCUGGUCAUGUAGCAGCAGUAGUCUGCAAUACAAACACAUAUGAGUCUUUUUGUUUGUGUUGGUGUUUCCUGUUGCACUGAUUCCCUCAUUGACUGUCUGUGUGUCCUCGUCCCUGUUCUUCCUGUGAGCCCGGUGGUCCUCCUUCUCCCUCUUUUCAGCCUAAAUCACUUUCUCUUACUUUUCCUCCUCCUGUCUUUCUCUCCUAUACAGGCUCAAUCAUGUCUGCAUCUAUGCUCGCAUCCAGUCCCUCCCCCACAUUCAUGUGUAGUCUUCUCUCUCUGUCUCCUGCAUGGCUUUGUGCUGCUGCCACAAUGCCAGGGGCCAGGCGAUGAGGUCACUCUCCACAGGAGAGCUGCAGGCCUGACUGAACCUCGACCAUCCCCAGCCCACGGAGGCCUAACAGGCCAGCAGCAGCAGCAGCAGCUUCACCUCCCCCAGCACACUCAGACCACUUCACCUCUGUGCACCCAUGCAAACCACAGGGCACGCAUACAAACACAUCAUUUUUGGGGAAGUUUAUAUCAGCCUGGCUGCAGAUAAACACAACAUCGAGUAAACACAUGUAUGCACGGACACAAAGCUGCACUCACACAACUGCACAGAUAGCUGGAAACAUUUGUCCUCUCUCAUACCCUCUGUUGUGUCUCAACCUGUCCCCUGCUGCCUCUUCCGCCCCCUGUCAUCUUACUCCAUCCUUCACUCCAUCCAGUUCCUUUUAGAAAGGAGUGAGUCACAUCAUAGUGUGAAGGUCUGGAGUCCUUUCAGAACACUGUAUUCUCUCCAAAACGUACCCCAGAGUCCAUGCAGGAAAGAAACACAGCUCGCUGUGACUCAUCCCUGCCUUUUCAGCUGCUUAUACCAUCAAUGUGAGUAUUUGCAUGUGAGCGCACAUGUGCAUACAUGUAUUUAUGUAAGGAUUAACAGGUAUUUAUGUGCAAGACUGAUGCAUAGUUAAAAAAAAAGGUGUGGUUUUGUGCACAUAUAUCAGUGUUUCACAAUGAAGAGGGAGAAAAGAGCAAACCGGGUCUCCUCCUCAGAUCCAAACAGUUACUGGACAUAAUGCAUGCAGUAGGACAAGUAUUGAAUCACCUCCAGUUUUCCACACAAAUAACCCUUAAACAAUUCAGGGAAAUACAUGGAAGUGAAUGAGAGUGAGGGUAAGAAAGUUCAUUCGAAAUCUUUGUGAACACGUAAACGCUGAGACGUGUGUUCCCACUUAUUAGUCAGGAGUGACUCAGGGCGUUUGCGAUCGUGGACAGUGUCACGUUUCCUCUCAUGUGAAUGAAUAUGUAGGCUAAAUGUGCAAAUGGGCAUGAUAAUGACUUCCUAGCCAGGGUUUGCCCCUGCUGUGAGGACAUGAUGUUCCGGCAACCCUUCAGUGCUUUUGUAGCUCAGCCAGGCCAACACAGUACAACCCACACACUGACCACCAGCGCGUUAGCAGAGGACAGAGCAGCCCGGCACCCUACAGAAUAGCUCUGGUUGGCCCAUGGCCUCCCAUUGUAUACAUCCCGUCUGCUUUGUCCACGCCUCUGUGAUAGGUUCCAGUGCACGGGCACAGACAACAGUCUAGUUAUAGCGUGUUAAUUCUCCCAUGACCUCCUUGUUGGUUCGUCGUGUCACUCUGGUCGAGUUUCAUUUAGAUAAGAGGUGACCAGCCGGGCUCUUCCAUGCUUGAUAAGCUAGAAUGUGUCUUUCAUUAAAGAAAGGCCUUCGUCAUGAUUUUUUUCCAGGUUAUUUUGUUCAGAGUUGGCAGACUGACGCUCGUCUGUAAUUAGAUGUAGUAGAUACAAAGUAGGGCUGUAGGAUUCUUUCUAUAGUUUAGCUCUUUACAGUAUUUGUCUGUAAAGACUUUGCCUCUUAUUUACAUGAGCGAGGACAGUGCACAGAUAAAUCCUUAAGCUCGGUUUGCUUGCAGAGUUGUUUAAGAAUUUGUAUUAAUUGAGAGUAACUGCAGAUAAGAGAAAAAGUCUUGUUUUUAGAUUGUGGUGAACUUCUUGGUUUUUGGAGCUGUGGAAAAGUGAUUUGAUGUCCCACUUCUAGUUUCUCGCCUCGUAAGGUCUUCCACUGUCACUUGUUUUGGUGAUCCUUUUAAGGCUGUUCUUCAAGUUCGAUCAUGAAACUGCACCUGCUUUCUAGAUGUCAUUGCUGAGUCUUACUGCACACUGGAUCGACUUCUCCACUUAUGGGUUGAAGCAUGCAGACAUGCAGUAUUGCACACACACUAGUAGAUGUUGUGCAUGAAGGAAAAUAAAGAAACAGCGAAUAAAUUUUACUUUGCAUGAUGUGCUUUUGUUUAUUUAUCCACUUCAGUUAUUUUUGUAGGUAAAAAAAAACUUUAGGAUUUUAUCACUUUAAGAAGGGCUGGACGAUACGGCCUCAAAUUAAUAUCACGAUAUAUUGAUCAGUUCACCUCGAUAACAAUAAAUGGAUGAUAACUACUCCACAAGCUGCUCAACCCCUCCCACAUUAGCUUCAUCUACUUCAGCCGCUCAAACUUUUGAACCGUCCUCCGUCUCCUCACCUGUCUUUCCCUCUUUGUUACAGACUGGAUGGGGCGGAGUCAUGUCUCUGAUGUAGGACAGCGUCUUAAAGGGACAUGAUACCAUAGCCUACCUACACACAUCCAAAAACAACUUUUAUUAUUAUUUUUAUAUUUUUGACACCAAAUAUACCGAUAUGGGCAAAAUGACGUCGGUUAUUGUCAUAAAUUUCUGUACCGGUAAAUUUUCGUUUAAUCACCCAUUCCUAAUUUUAAGUUAAUACUAUUAAUAAAAGUUUUAGAGGAUGUGGAGAAAUCUCUGUCCAAAAGAAACAAAUAAUAAAAACAGACAUGAGUCUGUAGUGGAAAUCACAGCAGGAGCCUUAAAUCACUUUAAAGACCACAGUGUGUCCCUGCAUCUAGAAAAGCAGGUUAAGUCUACCAAUAAGGACAGUCUAAAGCCAGCGGUCGUGAUGGUGUGGAGAGGCACGGGCACCUUUGACCCUCAAUCAUCUCAACAAGUUUUGGAGCCGCAUAUGAUGCUGUUGCUGUCCAGGACUUCUGGCCUCCUCUGUGCUUGAUGAAGCUGUCCGCCUACAGCAGGGACGGCGUUACGUCAGUCAGAUGUCAUUUAUUGAAUGUCAACUAUUCCUCUCGCCUUCAUGCACCCUUUGCACCUAUUACCUCACUGCUCAGAGCCCUGUUUGUUGACAUUUUCUCACACACACGCACACACAAGUAAAGCGUACAGCUUUAGCCUUAAGCACUUUCCCAGUGGAUACCUGGUUCUUCUCCUUUUUUCCAUCCAGUCAUCCACUCAUCCUGCCCUCCCUCUUUUUUUAGGCAUUUUUCAGUUUCCUCUCUGUCUCUAUUUCGGCGUCUUUACUGUAUUUAUGUGUUUGAGCGUGCACGUAUAAUUUGCAGUGUAAACACCUCUCAGGUUUAAACCCCAACAAAGGACAAUUUGCGACCUGAUCUGCUUCUCAAACACUUAUCUUGUUCCAAACUUGUCUUCUGCAGGGCGGGAAUGAGGGAGGGAGGAAAAGACAUGCCCGCAGGACGGCGGCGUGUCUUGUGAUGUUGGGAGAUGUGUCAGGGAAUGUGUGUGUAUGUGAGAGUGCGAGAGGAGGAGGGAGGCAGGAACGAUUCUUGGCAGCUGUUCAUAAUGUAUAGGGUUGUUUUAUCUUUGAUUAUAUAUCUGAGUAAAUUCAGAGGAAGAUCUCUUUGUAUCGGCACGCUGGGUGAGGGAGAUGUUUUUAUAUCUGCUGUCUGCUGCUUUCUGUCUCCUUUCAGUGACAAGUCGCCUGUAGACACAUCAGAGAGGAAGAGGCUUAGUCCUGUCAGCGCCUGAUUGAGUCUGACCCUUUUUCCUUACAAGUGCAGGAAGCGCUCGCUUUUUCCUGCCCUGGGGCAACGAGCAAGACAGCAGAUUAGGAAGGUGUGAAAAUCCACAACUUGGGCAUCGUGAGGGAAAAUAAAAAAGAAGCUUUGGUGAAGUGAAUCAACAGCAGAGUGCAGAGAGGCGAAAGGAAAGGAAGGAUGAGGAAGGAAUGGGGGAAAGUGCAGGGUGGGACAUGUUUGUGAUGUUUUGAGGCUGACAUCAUGGCUGCAUCAGCAGGUGGUGCGUAUUGGAUCAUCAGGUUGGCCUGUUAAACAGCCUUGUCACGCUUAAUUCACACAGACGUUUAUCAAGGUGUGGGGACGAGAUUCGAUUUUAUCCAUCUUUAAAGCUACUGUGAGGAGUUUUCAGUUAGCUAUAAAACAGACAAGGGCUGGGCGAUAUGGCCUCAAAUCAAUAUCACAAUAUAUUGAUCGGUUCACCUUGAUAACGAUAAAUGGACGAUAACUACUUCACAACCUGCUCACCCCCUCCCACAUUAACUUAGACUACUUCAGCUGCUACAACUUUUGAACCGUCAAAAGUGGUGAUGUAGGACUAAAAAGUGUUUGUGUAAAACUUUAAGGCAAAUUUUGAACAUUUUCUUUAAUAACUUCCAUGAUAUUUGACCAAAAGACCUAAAAUUGAUUUUGAAUAAUAGCACUGAAGUCGACCAAUAACCAAAAUAUAUUUUGAUCAAUUUUCAAGUUCUUUUUGUGGGCUCCUUACUUUUUCAACUUAGCAGCACAUGUGCUCCUUCUGAAAAAAGUUGGUGUCGAGCCCUGCAUUAAUACUGACCUACACAAGUAAAGCAAAACCAUCAGGGAUGAGGCUGAUUGAGGUUUUUUUGUUGUCAAAAACCGCUGGCAGGGUUUAGGUGUCAGGUUAACAGAUUAACUAAAACGACUAAGAUAGCUUUGUCUCACAUUUUCCAAGGCGAAGAUUUCAAAUUUUGAUAAAAUUCAGCAGAGACAGGGAAGGGACACAGGCACACGUGUCCACAGGGGGGCGCCAGAAUCGACACAAACCAAAAGUUCCUCACAGGAGCUUUAAAGAUGCAGGUUAAAACAUCAAUUUCAACAUCAAAUAUGCUCUUGCAGAUAUAAUCAAAAUAAAUGAUGUCCACCUCGUCCUCCUGUUUCCUCAGAUUCUUCUUCUAUCCCCUCCCUCUCUCUAACUCAUUUUCUUGUCUGUUACUGCCAAGUAACUCUGCCUCUUGCCUCCAGGAUGCCAUUAUGUGUGUUACGGUGUGUGUGCGUGUAUGUGUGUGUGUGAGUGUGUGUGUUAAAUGGGUGUUUUCCAAGUAGUAGUCACAACCGAGGAAUGAGGUUUUUGUGAACAGGCUCUGCAUCAUUAUCACCGCUGCUGUGAAAACUGAAGGCAGACGUUGUAAAGGCCUUUAUUUAAGCUUGUGUACGUGGGCGAAAGUGUGUAUGUGUGUAUGUGUGUGUGUGUGUGGCUUCACUUAUUUGUAUACAAGCAAGUGUGAAAAUAUGUCUGUUGUUCUAUUUUUCAGGACCACUGCUUAAAGAUUUUAUAAUUUAGAUUAUACAUCGGUAAAAUAAGGUUUGUUUUUGUACUGUAAAGCAUUUUUUUUACAAACUCUAAUAGGUGAAAUAUCUAACACGCACGGCAGUGUGCAAGUUUCUCUUCAACUUCUUAAGGCACCCCCCCAGAGCUCCUUAAUUUCACACCCUUCCCCCUCAUUUACUUCCCACAUAGACACACAACAACAAAAACACUCCUGCCACGUUAAAAAGGACACAGAGAGGUUUGUUGUUUGGAUCAUGGUUCGGUGCCGUAGCGUCAGAACAAACCACAGUCUAAUGCAAAGCUUGUUCAAAGGCUGUUGCAGCUAAAGGUACCAGUUUAUUUCCACACCUCUACCAGAGGCAUGCUGGGUGGGAGAAACGAAUCUCACUAUGAGAUGCAAGAGCAGCUAGCAUUACUAAAAUCAUUUUACUGUUAGAGGGAUUCAGAAGAAUCUAUUGAUUAAGAUAAUUUGCUUCAUAUACAGCAGUUAAGACAACAUGAGGAAAAAUGUGCAUUUUAGCACUUUGAAAGUCAAAACAACCUGAACUAAAAAGUUAUUCUCUCCAUCUCUAUUUCUCCAAGUAACACUGCUUCUCUGCUUGUGCACAUAGGUGUCACAGAUGAUCAGAACCGGCCUUCAGGCGCUUUGAUGGUUAAGAGACGUGCGUGUCCACUUAAAGGCAACAGGAUGCAUGCAGGUUUACACCGCUUAUAAACCCACCGUGACCAGGUGUGUUGGUUUAAGACAGUGUGCGUCCUGACCUCUGUUGGUUUUAAAUACAACCUCCAUCGUGUAAUCACAGUGUACUCAAAGAGAUCUCUUUAGACCUCCACGUACGCGAAUUACAACCCCCAUUAGAUCUCUGAGACCGGACUUUUACAUGUAAUGAAGGAUUUCGAAGAGCUGAGAACUAAAGUCAAGGACAGGUUUUCAAAAAAGGCUGUUUGUGCUUUAAAAAGUGAGGGUACUUUUUCUCCUUUCCCUUCCCGCAUCGUUGACCAUCUUUAAGUGGUCAUUGCCACCUGCCAUAAAGUGUUCUCUGUGCUGCAUGGCUGCUCCGCCGGUAUAGGCCAGGAAAAUCUACAAGAGGGACCAGACAAAAGCUCGACCUUGCAGGCUUUUAGAGUAGGACAAAGGGGAAAUAUUCAAUCUAAGAAUGGAUACAACAAUAUGUUAGGUUGGUAUUUUUUCAUAUCCGCACGAAACUCGAUAUUAAACCAUGGCACAGAGAAAAGUCUCUGCUAUUCAGAGUAUGCUUUUCCUGCCUACAUGAGUAGAAAUGAACAACAGUGUGUGGGAAAUAUUUGGUUCCUGCUCCAAGUUUCUGCCAGCGAACUGAAGUGUGAGGAGAAAUGACCAAAUUCACACAAAGCUGCAGCGGUUCAACAUAAGAAAUUUCUCAAAACAGCUAAACUUUACACUUUACAUGUGGUAUUUUGUUAAGACUAGAUCAAAUAAGGUGUAGAAAUGUGAGAUAUUUCAUUCAACUGAAACUGAUGUAUUAUUCUAUAAAGACAGUUUCUCCCUGAGCAAUCAAAUGAAGCCUCCCAAAAUCAAGUUUUCAUGUCAUAAUAUCCCCAAUGAAGGCUUCAGUGCGUCUUUAUCAUACUCCAUCUCCCCCCCUCUUUUUGUACCGCCUUUUGUCAGAGUCGUGCAUUGGUCUGUGUACCUGCUCACACGUGCCAGUUUACAUAAUGAUGUUGUAAAAAAAAGUAACAGUAAUGAGGCUCAGAUGGGUGGGCUGGUUGUCCCAUGUGAGUAACCUCAAACCCAGGACCUUUAACUGUACAUCACUCAGUCAGCCUCAUAAAGCUGUUUUCCCCCCUUACUGUGAUCUGCCCACAGUGACUCAUACAACAGGCUAGUAAACAAUUUGGUUCACCUAACAUCAUCAUUGAAACUCUUUUCUUUCUAUUUUUAUGCUUUUCCGUGGUUUUCCUUAUGCUUUACACAUUAUGCUGACUAAUCAAGAUCCUUCACGUAUGAGUUUUUUUCCUCCAGACUUUUCGCUUCAGUUAAGAGUGUGCACCUCUGAUUCAUCAAAAGGCGUUUAAUUCUAGGCAGACAACAGGAAGGAUGACUUAAUACUUUAACAGCUUCAUAACAAUGUGAAAAAUCAAAAUUUGACAUUCUUUUUGGAAAUCAUGGAUGCUGUGUCCUCAAAGAGGAGAAGGACCACCAAGGUUGUAAUCAGUGCACAGUUUAAAAACCAGCAUUCGUGGUGUUAUAGGGAAACAUGGGCACACGUUUAGGAAGGCACCAUUGAUGCUGAACAAACAAGCUUUGGUGCGACACAUGAUACCACCCAGACAAUGCUUUUCAAAUGCCUAACCUGCAUAUUCAAGCAAGACGAGCCAAACCGCAUGUCACCCCUUGAAAGCAUUUGGAGCUUCAUGAAACAAAGAAACAAAGAAGAUUACAAAUUGUUGAGCAGCUGAAACCCUGUAUCAGACAGGAAUGCAAUAUUUCACCUUCAGAACUCCAGAAACAGGUCUCCUUGGUUUCCAAACAUUUAGAGUGUGGUUAAAGGAGAAGAUAAUGAUAAACAUGCCCCUGUCCCAACUGUUUUUGAGCAUUAAAUUCCUAUUUUUUUUAUGACAAACUUACUCGGUGUCCCUACUUAUUUGGACCUUUGGAGAUUACUUAUUUCUGCCAACUUAACACCAGUGGGCACAUCUUUAAAUUGACAGUAUGAAUUGGAUUUUUACAUGAAAUACACAUUUUAAGAUGCCUUCACUCUUGAAUGGGUCAGCCAAACAUCACUGGAUGUUGAAGGGGUUUCUCUUAAAGACUCUUAAUGUACUCAUACUAGGGAGAGCGAUAUGGCCUCGAAUCGAUAUCACGAUAUACUGAACAGUUCACCUCGAUAACGACAAAUGGACGAUAACCACUCCACAAGCUACUCCAACUUUUGAACCGUCCUCCAUCUCCUCACCUGUCUUUCCCUCUUUGUUAUCUACUGGAUGGGGUGGAGUCACAUCUCUGAUGUAGGACAGCGUCUUAAAGGGACAUGAGACCAUAGCCUACCUACACACAUCCAAAACAAACUUUUAUACAUUUAUUUUUUUGACAGUGACAGCCCUAAUCCAUACAGAGAUAUCAGAGACUAAUAUUUGUUUUAAUGUCAGCCUUUUGUUGGACUUUCACCUGCCUAGUCAAGCCGGCCUACAAGACUAACAUAUGUACAACAUUUACCUCAAAAUUCCACCGCAUUGGCAGCGAUUUUCUUCAUCUGCCAAUUUCUGCAGGAUCCAUUUGUGGGGCGAAUCUCACGGUGGAUUAAGGACAGCUGGAAUCGCGAGAACUCACAAGAACCUACGGAUUUACGUGCAAUUGCGCGAUAAUGAGUUGUCUCUAAAAAAGACAGCCACAUAACCAUAUAAGCAGUAGAUUGUGUCCUUCCAGAGAAGGAAAUCAACAUCUAGACUUAAAAAAUCAGCAUCUCCUCAUCCAUUGUGUCAUCGGGGUGUCUAAAAACCUUUCACUUGUUCGUCUCCGCCCGUUUGUCGUGUUUUAUUUUGAAAAGAAGCCGGAUGUUUUAUUUUGUGUCUGUGCCCGACUUCCUUUACAGCACGGACUAAUCUGUGCUGAAUUUAUUCGGCAUGCUUCAGCGUCCGGAAAAAAUGCAACCCUUGCAAUUUUCAGUGGGAAGAAGCCAGUGGAAAUUGACACAUUAAAUUGAAUGGUUACGAUCAGCUGCGAUCGGCAGAUACGGCCUUUUCGUAGCCGUUCAGGAUACGGCAGAAAUUGGGGGUUAGGGUAUAUUUGGCGUCUCCGGGCUAUGACUCUAGGGCUCUUGCAAAACAAAGACCAUUGUUUUAUUAUCCCAGAAUAAGUCAUCUGUACUACUAUCAACUGUGAUAAUGAAAAUUAAUCAUUCAAGCACUUACGGCAUGAACUCUCUCCCAGCCAAACCAGUGGCACAUCGCUGCCAAGACACAACUUGGAGAGCUGGGACAUUCCUGUAUGCGGUGCAGUUGUUGAUUGUUUUGAUUAUUGCAAAAUCUCUUCCACACAGACGAGUGAACAUUCUGGAUGAGUUCCCCAUUAAGGGCUUGUGUAACUCAACAUUCUGCGGCCCAUUAAGAAACACAAAGACAUGGCUGCAUGCUGCACAGUGAGAAAGAAACCUUUGGUGUUGAUGGCGCGGUGGUGGCGGCGCUGGUAACGCAGGAGAUAAGACAUCAGCUGCCGAACGAACAAACAAACAGACAGAUGUGUGAGAGGAGAAAGAAAGACGGAGGAAAGGGGAGGUUAGCAAGAGAGGCCGUCAACAAGCAAAUCCAGCUGUUACAAGCAGGCCUGAUGUUUAUUUCAUUAAUGACUGAAAUCCCCUGAGCUGACUGAGUUUUUAUAGGUGUUUGGGAACAAUAGCAGGCUGUUGCUGUGUUGUUACUGUGUGCGUAUUAGCUUGAGAAUUUCCCUAUUAUUCCCACUUAAACACAUGCACACAACCGUUAAGGUGGUCCCUUUUUUGUACAACUUUCACCUUAUGUACAACGAAAGCAUCUCCUCUCUCUGAGUGUAUUUUUUAAUGUUAAAUCCUUCCAUAACUGCAUGUUUUGGCAUCACUGGACUCUCUUUUUAACCAAAAUCUACCCCCUCACAGCCAUGAUGGGCGCCCAGAUUAAUAAUUGGGCUUUUAUCCGCAGUUUCUGAGAUAUCAUCUGGAAAGGCACAGAGGGGUUCACUGGCAAAAACUUAAACAGACCAGAAUGAUGUCAGGGAGGAUAAUAUGAAACACUGAGCGGGCUUUUGCACUGAUGCUGCUUUUAGUCAUAUGUUAGUGUAGAAGGGAUUGAUUAUACAUCAAUUUUUAAAUUUCAUCUGCAAUUCUGUCUACCCGUAAUCAUUAAACCAAGAUAAUCCAGAUUUAACUUUAAAAAUGGCGCCAUGUUGCGAUUGUUUUUGACUGCUGUGGCACAGGUUCCUCCAAACAGCUCUUAUGUCAAUUUAUGUUGAGACUAUUGGGCCGAGCAGUGACUUUGGUCCGUAUCAGUCAGGGGGGCUGUGUCAACCUAGGGCUGGGCCAUAAACUGAAAAUUUACCAAUAUUGAAUUUACAACCAUAACCAACAUCAUUUUGCUCAUAUUGGUAUAUUCGGUGACAAAUAAAUAAAUAAAUAAAAGUUGGUUUUGGGUGUGCGUUUGUAUGGUCUCAUGUCAGUUUAAGACGCUGUCCUACAUCAGAGACGUGACUCAACCCCAUCCAGUCUGUAACAAAGAGGGAAAGACAGGUGAGGAGAUGGAGGACGGUUCAGAAGUUGUAGCGGCUGAAGUAAACAAAGUUAAUGUGGGAGGGGGUGAGCAGCUUGUGGAGUGGUUAUCGACCAUUUAUCGUUAUCGAGGUGAACUGAUCAAUAUAUCGUGAUAUUGAUUUGAGGCCAUAUCGCCCAGCCCUAUAUCAACCUACCCUACAUCUUGUGUUGCAGCACCUGUUUCCCAUUUGAACUUAUUGCAUUUCAGCAUCCUCAGUGCAAAAAGUCAAUUUUUUUUGUCCCUGCACCGUCACUGGUCGAAAAUAGGUUAUUUUUCAGAAAACGUCUGGGGCGGGACUAUAGAUUAAAAAAAAAAAAAAAAAAGCUCAGUGUUUAAGUAUUUUUUUAAGGCAAUAUUUGCCUUUUUAUUAAUAGGAUAUGGUGAAAUGUGGGAGAUAGAGAGAGAGGACUGUGGGGGGACAUGGCCCCCAUACAUGGGGCGCCCUAACCUGCGAGGCCAUCUGCACGCCCCAAAUACCGAGCAUUUUUAAACACACCUGAAAAUGCUUUGAAAUUUAGAUUGCAGGUACAAAAAGACACUGUAGUGGGUAAGAAGUAUUUAUACUUAUCUGUAUCAAUAUCAGUAUCGAGCUUAAUGAUUUUCAAAAAAUCGAAUGUCAUGCAUCUCUCCUUUUUACUUAAAUGUUACCACUAUAUUGAUCCAGUUAGUUUGGUUAAAGAAGAUGACAGAGAGACAGCCGCCAUUGCAUAGUUGUUCAAAUAUUUUGUUUUGCAGGAGAGUAUCACUAUUCACUUUGACAAAAGCUUUGUCUUCAUCCCUCAGGUGAUAGUGAACUUCGUAGCCCCCCUGAGAGUCUGCAGGGUCUCCCUGUCUGUCUCAGCCUGAACAACACAUUCAUUGUUAGGGGUUAUAGAGUCCUCUGCUGCUUCAGAGGGUCAGAGGGGCUACAGGUAGCGGAAAGGACAAGAUUAAUCACCCCAUCUGGGACAAGCAGGGAGGGGCGAUAGACCAAGAGAUGAGAGAAAUAGGUGGAGCAGUGAGAGAAUUAAAGGGAAGAAAAGAGUAAUUGAGAGGGGAGAGGAAGGGGAAAAGUUAUCGAGAACAGACGGGGAGGAAGUUCAGGCUGAAGAAAGGGAAAAAGAGACAGGUAGAGACGAGGGGAAGUAAUUACCUGCAUAAGUUUCUUUGUUGUGCUCAGUGAUGCAUUUAGAGAGAGAGGCAGGGCAGGGAAAGAGAGAGAGAGGUGGUCAAGGGCAAUUACCUAAACGCAGGUUUGCUUGCCUUUGAUCCCCCCUCUGUGACUGCAUGUCUCAGUCUUGAGCAGCAUACUUCUCUGUGUGAUGCAUAAUCAUGAAACCAUCAUCAUCGCCAUUACCAAAGCAGCCUAACCAGAAGUAUCACCUGUUCUGAGUUCAACAGCAGGGAGAUCAUGUAAAUCAUGACUUAUAUCUGUCCGUUUAACUCUCUUCCUCUCCUCUGAGGUUGUUAUUUUCAUAAACAACACAUUAGCAGUCAUACUCGACCUGAAAGCGACCGCUCUGAAGCUGUAUGAAUAAACAGACCCCAUGCCGAAUGCAGGUGUCCACGGACGUGAGGAGAGUCGAGGGCACUCCUGCAGAUGUUGGCCUGACUAAUUGUGAUCAAAGACUUGGAGAGUGUGUGUCAUGAGAGUGCCAGUGUGCGUGUUUUCAUCAGGAAUGCAUGCGCUUCAAUUUGUUGUUGUAUCUACAGUUGACAUGCACGAGAAGGUGCAUCGUUUGCAUGCAUAGGUCCACGUGUAUCAAAGUGUGUCGGUGCAUUUUUUUAGCUUUUGCUUGUGCAGUUUAAGAAGUUUUCUGCGCACCGCGUCCUGGUUCAUGUCUGAGUCAGUGCCCAGCUGCGUUGCUACUAGUACCUGUGGGUGAAAUUGGCCCGAAUCCACCUUCCUAGGUCUGCUUUUUAUUCUGCAUCACAUAAACAAAUACCAGCAGGGUCCGUUCACUUCCAAACCACUCAAUAACAUCCUCAGAUCUCUCCCCAACAUCUGUUGACCUCCGUUUUUUUCUCCGGGAAGUUCAUGUAAAGCAAUACUUUAAUGUCUGCAGAGUGUAAAAAGGUGUGUUUGACUGUGUUAACCUUUUCAUUUCUUUGGGCUGUACAGUCUAGUGCUCUGUCAUGAGUGUAGAUAUAUCCAACACCCACACAUAAUUUAGUACAAACUUGUGUGUUUUCACAGGCGGUAUACGCUCGCUCACUUACACACACACAAACACACACACGUCUCGCACACACAUAUCCAAGAACAGGCUCCAACUCGCCUCAUGUUCACUCAGCAGGUCUUGUAUGCCUUUGAUAUGCCUGACCCCCUUUUAUUGUUUUUUCUAUAUUUCUCUAUAAGACAGGUGGUAUGUAACUGAUUAGAUAGAUAAAUAUACCCUGAAGGUGAGCGGCGUGUAGGGAGGAGGAGGAGGAGGAGGAGAGGAAGCAUACUGGAGAAUUCUCUUGUCCCAACACAUCUCCACAGAGGAACUUUAAUCUGCCGAGGCUUCAUGCAUUUAAACGGCCCGAUUAGGGAGAAUUUAACAGCCGCUUUCCCUUCUGGGCUGAAACAGAAAUUAAGUGCUUAGGCACAGCCCUCAGUUUGUUUGUUUUCUUAGCGCCGCUUUAAAAGAUACACUCAGAGAUAGAGGCUUUGAUCGUGUGUUGAAACAACAGAGUCAUGCAGAAGCCUCUGUGCUGUACGUCUUAUAAUGUAAAGAUGCAGAGGAAGUUUCUGGACCUUUUAAAAUACACCGUUUUCUGGUCAUACUAGCAAAAAAAAUGCCAUUAAAUGAUACAGACUAAAAAAUGUGUUCUCUUUAACUUUCCAUUGAUGGUGGUUGUGAAUAGAGAUGCACUGAUCCGUUUUUUUCUUUCAUGUAUUUAUAGAAAAAUGAAUUAAAAGAAAAAAAAAGACUGGAUUGGAACGCUGGAUCAGCGUCAUCCGUCAAUAUCUGUUCCAGUUAAUUUGUCAAUAUUGGAGUCGAUAGUUGUAAAGGGAUUGUUCACUUUUUAAAGCGUGGUUUUAUGAGGUACUUGUCAAUAGUAUACUGGCCACAGGGGAUGCUGCCAGCUCAUCUUGUACAGGUGCUUUAUAUCUCACAUAACCUGAUGUUAUUUGAUCAGUAACUCUAUGUAGAUAUAUGGAUCUGGACUCUGUUUUAUGCACAUUUUUUCCUCAUCAGGGGUGACUUCUGGGUGUUCAUUGCCAACAACAUAUUUUGUGAGAUUUUUAUACUAAAGUCCAGCAGGGACUUCAAUAAAAAGCUGUACAUGUAACUUCAUUUACCAGAUGUCCUGGAAGUCAAAGGUCUUGUUGUUUCAGACUCCCAUCUGUAGCAGCAGUAGCUCGACUUCAGUUCUUUCCUUUCCCUUUAACAGUAGAUGGUUAGUGUUUGUUUGAAUGUGGAUAAUGUUAAAGAAAUCAGGAUUGUGCACAUUGAAGUGGGUUUGUUUUGUGUCGGUAAUCCAGGGUCCUUGGGUCUGUCUCUUUGGCUUUGCGACACGAGUUUACUCAGUGAUGACAGCUUCCCUUUCUUUCCAUUAUGCCACUCUUCCACACAACAAACCAGUGCGUGUGUGUGUGUUUAUGAGUGAGUAAACAAGUCAGAGGAACAGCAUAAUAGCAGGUAUGUCGGUAAUAACUGUGCUCUUUCUCUUUCUCUCUUCUCCUCCUCCUCUUCCUCUUCCCUCUCUCUCUUCCUCAGUGAUAUAUUUGAUGCCAUGUUCCCGGUCACCCACAUCGCCGGAGAAACUGUCAUCCAGCAAGGUAUGUUGUCAUUUUUGCUUUAAAUAAUUUAUGCCUAAUGUAUUGUAAGAAAAUGUGUAUUUGCCAAACUUAAAAAAUACUUUAAGAAGUUUAGUUUUGUAGAUGUUUUCACUGAAGAUAAGGGCAAUAAUCAUAGAAGUAACACUUGAUAUGAUUGCAUCAAUCUGAGGCUGUUUCAGUUACUCUUCUACAGUAUUUCACACUAUAAAUGUCAGCGUAAGAUGUUGCAUUGUGAUGGAUGUCUAGACUAAAACAUGUACAGCUGUGUUUUGAGAUUAAAGUUGGAGAAGCAGCUGUGCUGCACAGGAGAGAUGAACUCUGCUCCAUGUGUCUUACAUUAAAGGGUAAAAUACCAUCUUAUGAGUGAUGUUCAAAGGUGUGUGGGAUUUUUCUGCAGCCCUGCAAGUGAUUAACGGUUAUCUAAAACGUUUAACUCCUAUUGUUGAGUUCAGAUUCCUUGAAUAUGAUCCAAGUAUUGAGUUUGUCAUUGAUUUGAAAUAAAAAAAAGGAUGAUUCAGAGAUAUAAUACUUGUUGCAGAGUCUUUGGGCACAUUUUCCAACAAAGUAACACCCUCCAGUUGGACCUGAUGCUACGUCCAAAUCAGGUCCAACAGCAGCAAAAUACCACAGACACUGAUAAAAGGAUUCAGACACCAGCAAACAUCAAAAUGCUCUGUCCUCUGUCUGUGCUGCUUUUGGGUUUAUUUUGUCUGUCCUCUCCUUGUUUCCUCCUUUUUUGCCUUGCUCAUACAUUCCUUUAGGCUUAACCAAAAGUACAGUCCCUCUUUGCCCUAAAGCUGUAAAAACCUGGACUAGUGUGGACAUCCCUGGACUCUGAAGGAACACAGAGCCAAGAGGGCCAGACUUUGUUUUUCCAACUGAAACUCUUAUCAAAAAACAGACACAGACCUCUUAAAAUGACACAUUCGACUCGGUAAAGAUGCUCGCUUUGAUAAACUUCGACCCCUAUUGCAAAUAAAAGUCAGUUCAGACACACUAAAUGCGACACAGGUUACAUGUUUGGUUGAUGCCGCACAAAGACGCUCGCCCUCUGCAUUAAAAACUUUUGGCUUUUGAACUCUCGCUCAUUCAGCCCCUCCCUCCUACUCUGAGACAGCCCUCAGGAUUAUCAGUCCUAAUUUGGUGAUAAUAAGUCUAGCUGGCCUGCAGGGCCCCCCAGUCCCAGACAGCCCAUUGUUAUAUACACUACAGAGCUUGGUAUACAGUAUAUACAGUGCAGCACUGAUGUCACUGCUUAUGUCUGGACUACUGUGCAGCCUCAAAAAAAAAACACUCUGCUUCUGGCCUAUUGCACACUAUUUUGACACAGGCUGGAGUUAUCGACUCUGCGGAUUGCCUGGUAUUUAAACAAAGGCAGAAUAAACCAUCAUUACAUGCAAAAAAAAAGCGUACAGGUAUUUUAUGUGUUAUCUAGUAACACUUUAUUGGACGCCUCUCUCUAUAACGCAUUAUAAAUAUAUGUAUAAUGCAUUAUGAUCUUGUUAAAGCACUGUAUAACUAUAGUUUAAACACUUUAUCGCUUUAUAGCAAUAAUCAUAACAUAUUUUAAAGCAUUUUAUCAUGACUUUCAAGGUCAGGUAUUAUAUUGUGUUAUAACUGUCAACAACUCACUGACAAUGCCCAUAUAGAUAAUGCAAUGCAACUGUUGUGAACAGUUAUAACACAAAAAUCAGGUAUAUGACCACCACUUCAAAAAACUUUAGAGGCUGUUAAAAAUCUGAACAAAAAAAUUGAUGGUUUGCAAAUAUUUUUAGACGUUAAAACAGAAUAUUUUUAUCAUUCUGUGGAAAGCUCAGGGUGCUCACUUUAAAAGUAAAGCCAGCAAGAGUUUGAAAUGUCUGAGACAGGAGCAACAAAACGCUGAAAAAGUUGUGUGAUUAUUAAAAAACCCCGGGGGUCAUUUACAGACUCAUAUGGUUAAUGUACAACGAGUUAGUACAAUGACGAGGAAAUAAAAAGGCACUCCAGAGAGGUCGAGAGGGGAAGAGGUUCACCACUUGGAGGUUUUCACUGUCUGAAGUCUCUGAUAUCAUCCAAAGAUUCAGAGAAUUUGGAGAAUUUUCUCUGCAAAAAAGGAGACGGCUGAAAAACAACACUUGGAUGGUUUGGAUCUGUGGGCCAACAGACAUGCCUCUGAAGUGGGAAUCACAGAAUGUGCGCUAGGGAUGGGCGAUAAAUUCUCGUGUAUUGUCAGAAAAAUCCUCCAUGAUAAAUAUUUGCCAUCAUCAAGUGACGGACUCGCAGACGUAGCCCACACAGAGCAGAAUAACAAACAAACAAACAUGGCUGAAGGUAAUAAAGUAGAUGUUUCUGAGCAGCUCAUAACUGAAUGAGGCUCCACAUGAGGGAUUUCCUUCAAGAUUGGGGUUUAGAUGAGCGCCAUCAGGUAUGCUUGACAUUGGACAGUGGAUCUGCUGCUAUUGACUCUGUGCAAAAAGAGUUUUUUCUUCAAAACAUACUACUCAAACUUGUGGUUAAGUAUCUUUUUUGACUACUACAACAGGUGUUCAAGACAAAAUGAGUCAAAAAUGCUGAUUGGACUGAUCAUACUUUUUAUCAGGACUUUUCUUAUCGUGAUAAUUUUUUUAGCCCAUCCCUAAUGUGCAUAGAUAAAAAUGGUACCAUGCGCAGAAACAAAUAUAAUAGUGAUUCAAUUUGAGGUGGACUGAGGCGAAGCAGAAAAACUGUCCUGUGGUCUGUCGAAUUAAAAAAUUAAAAUUUAUUUAGGAAAUCUUGGACGAGAGGAGUAUUUGGGUAUUUCUGAAAUAGAAUCAGCUCAGAGAGACAAAAAAACAGUUAGAGAAAUACUGGAGCACCUCAGAGGCUGAGGAUGUACCUCGUGUUUUCCUUUUGAGCAAAGCCAAAGAACCUUAACAGUGUGUGCAAUAAUUACCUUGUGUUGAAACAAGGCCGCAAUGAGAACACCAGCCUGUGUUGUGUGUGUGUGUGUGUGUGUAUGCACCUAUGUGUGAGAGCAGGCCCUAUUCAAAUAUUUGCCUGCACUCUCAGGCACAGGGGGACUGGAAAGGCGCAAAACAAAGACUCAAGCACUGAAGUGAUAAAAGACAGGAAGAGUAGAAGAAAAGAAAGACAGAGCGAGAGGGAAUUGAAAGAGAGAUAGAUGAGAUGAAAGAGAGAGAGAGGCAGAGACAGAGAGAGGGAGAUAGCAGAGGGCCAGGUUGCGGCAGGUUGUGUGUUUGUGUGUGAGUGUGUGUAUGUGGGUACGCCUGGGGUCUCCUCUGGGACAGACCGUCAGACAGACAAGGAGCGUUUUGUGUGACAAAUAGAGCUGUAUGAUUAACGAGCUCUCUCCACUCAGUAUUAAUUAGCCGUGUGAACUCCUGUGAACUUUACACACAGGGCGCUCGCUGCCUUUCAACUCUCAGGUGAACAUGUACACACACAAACACACAGCCACACACACCCUCACUCGGUGCAUACAAAAUGCAUACACAUGCAUACUUUUGUCAUGUAUACUCAUGCCUCAUUGCCCACUUGCGCCUCUGAAUAGAGACGUAUUUAUACCUCGUUGAAGGAGGUAGCUGCAGGGGGAGCUUCGCAGUGCUCAUGCAUAUGGCUGCUGUCAGUCCUCCUUAAUAAUUUCCCUUCAGCCCUAUGUAAUGGAUAGUAUAAUUAAAGGAACACUCCACCAUUUUUCAGCCUUAUCUUCAGACUGGAUGCUUUUAGCAGACAUCAACCAAGCAGGUCCCACGGCUCACUUGGAAAGUUAGCUUUUGUUUUGAAAGCGCAGAAUCAACGACACAACAAAGACCCAGUGAGCAGACCAGGCGACAUCCCAGGACGGCAACCUCGCACAUGUAAAAGAUACCCAUCAACUCGCUAAUAUAAGGAAUUCUUACUUAAUUGUUUUCACCAAAGCAUAAGCAACAGAGUCAGAGAUUUUCCAACGUCUACAGAAAAAGCACUACGGAAUGAUCAUGAUUUUUGAAGAUAGUAGGGGUGGGAGAAAAAAAUCAAUACAGCAUAUCGUGAUGUAUUUUGUCUGGUGAUAUAUCGUAUCAUCUCAUUUACCAAAUAUCAAUUUAUUUAUUUAUUUUUAUUAAUAUGAUUCAAAUCUAUGAUAAUGGAAAAAUAAAAUCAACAGUAUGUCCAGUGAGGUUGGCAGAAGGAAGUAAGUACAACAGAUAUAUAUAUAAGGUUUGCAAGAUGUGCUACAUGAAAAUAAAAUACAGUGUAAAUAAGACAAACAUAGAGGAAAGACAAAUGCUAAAUUAGCUAAAGGGAUUUAAAAAAAUUGUACAAAUCGCAAUAUAUUGUAUCAUAAUACUCCCUGUAUUGUAAAAUCUUAAAAAUCGCAAUAAUAUCGAAUCAUGGCCCAAGUAUCAUGAUAAUAUUGUAUCAUGAUAAUAACAAAAGCAGCUGUAAUGGGCGCUACUGUUGCUGAAAGUAAAUUGUGUAGGAGGCAGCUGCAUCUCUGAUACUAGACCCUUCUGAAAGCUUUUAAAAGCCAAAAACCUGAUAGCUGUUCUUCCAGGAAAUAAGAUGUAAGUUGACAGACAUAAUUGGGUGAUAAAGUGAGUUCAGGAAAGAAAAAUCCCGCCUGCUGUACGAGGUAUUCAAGAGUUUGACGGAUGAUCUAAGUGUCUACAUUUUGGUUUCAUGGUUUGAAAGUCUGCCCUUGAGAACUUAAGUAUGUUUUAAAAGUUGUGGGAAUAGUAGGCUUUCUCAUUAGCACCUUUUUUUGCAGCUGUUUAACACACUCUUUUCUCUCUUCCUUACAGGUGAUGAAGGUGAUAACUUCUACGUGAUUGACCAAGGUGAAGUGGAUGUAAGUGAUUUAAUUUAAAUUGACUUCAGAACGCUCAUGUUUCUUUUAUUCACCUUCUGGUAAAGAUAAGCUAUCUCAGGGAUUUUGACUCAGUGGGAAAAUCCUGCCUUCUCCACUCAUACUGAGUAGUGUUUCUCACCAACAAUGGACAGGUUGUGUUAGAUCGCCCUCAUGUUUUGUUCUCUACAAAGUUUAGUUCCACCGCGAUGACAAUCUGAUCACGCCGCUAUCCUGAGCAACGUUACGGCAGCCAAACUGAGGAUGUCUUUUGUCUUAAAAAACCCUGACAAAGAGCGAUAGAGUAAAGCGAAGAGAUAAAAGGAGGAGCUGACGGCAAGAUAAACAAGAAGUGACCCUAUCGGCUUACGAUGGAGAGCGCCAAGACCGUGAGUAAGAUGAGAGACAGGAUGAGGAGCUCGGUGUCAAUAUAGUGAGACCACCUGAAGGAAAGAAGUGUGGAAACACAGAGAUGGCGCCGUGAUAGGAGAGUGAACACCGACUGACUCUGGUUCUUGCAAAACUUUGGAAACUUUGAGGAGUAAAUCUUGUUUUGCAAACUGUUUCGGUUUUGCUUUUUAUCUAAUCAAACUGUGGGUUUUGUCUCUUUAAGCUUUUAUUGUGUUUGAGCCACUUGGUUGACUUAGUCUUCAAGGUGUUAAAAGCAGCCUGUCGGUUUGUCUUCAAGUUUUUACUUGAGCUCUGGGUAAACUUGACCCAGAAUGAAGACUUGUACUAAUUGAAGGAUUUAAUUAUGGCCGCUUUCAUACCAGGACUGUUUUGUUCAUUCUAAAAGGACCACGGUCCCCUCACAUCUUCGGUCCGGGUGGUAUGAACGCACAAGCGAACCAUGAUCCGGAUCAAACAAACGGACCAUGGUCCUCUUGAAAAUGCAGGACUUGACCCCCUUCAAAACAAACCAUGAUCCGGUCCCGGGUGUGAACGCAGACUGUGCCCCAAAUGAGCAGGUGACAGACAGUGAUUUCCCUCGUAAUUUUCCCUCUUUAUUAACCAUUUGGUUCGCUUCGCUAAAGUCCCAUGUGAACACUAACCGUAUCAAAUGCACAAUGCAACAAUGUAAACAUUUGGUCCCUGAUCCGGACCUUCUAAGCAGACUUUGGGAGUGAAAGGCCCUUUAGUCUAAUGUCUGAUACGUAAACUUGUCUCUGGAACUCCAUAUGAGACUGUUGCUCGGGUGCAUCAGUUGUUGCAUCACUUCUUGUAAUUAUCAAUUAGCCUGCUGUGGACUUGGCCUUCACCCAGCGGGGAAUCUCAGGCAUCUGCUCCCACAGCUAUGAUCCAAUCAUUCUGUGACAAAGUUCGUGGAGACCCCUCCUUGUCCUCGCCCUGGAGCUUAUCUGCAUCCACUUUGACCUCAACCUACAAUCCGCCCCUCUGUGUCUGCAGACAGCCACAGCUCAGUCGCUGAACGACUCCAACGCUUGGUGCCGAUACUUUAAUAAGUGUGGAGACGGCUCCACUCUUAUUAAAGUGUGGAGAUGUCUCUCAUUAGACGGGGGUGUAAAUCUGCUGGAAACCCAUGAACUGCCGACAAGCUGACAACCAGUGCGACUGAUGUAAACACCCCAACAUGUCUGCACACUGACUGACACUGGCCUGUAUUUAUAUGGGUGCAACACAGUUGAAAUUAAAGCUUGCAUUUGAAAAUAUAACAUGACCCUAGAGUGAAAGAAUGUAAUACAUAAUCAGAUAUUGAGCUUCACUUUCACACAUUGGUGCACUCGUUAAUGUGGGUUUUAUAGUGUUGCAAUAAGUCCACCUACUGCAUUUAGUAUUUUUACGCCAGGUGCAGAAGUUUUAUAAAUCUCAAAUGCACUUGCAACAUUUGUAAGCGCCCAGAAGUGUGUUGAUCUAAAAGUAAAGUGUCCGGGGGUGCUAAAGGGUCUGCGCCAUAUGUCUGCACGCCUCACCCCCAUCUCACCUGCUUCACCUCAGACAUGCAAGAGACAAAAACCACAAAACCACAACCACUUGUAAGUCAUCAUUAGAUCUCUUCAGGUGCUGUCAGCGUGUCCUGAGUUUUACAAUAAUUAAUGAAGUUUUACAGCUGAUCUUUCUGCAUAUAUGUACACAUGUCUUCUAGUUUGGAAAGUCCCUGAUUGUCUCUGAGGAAUCGUUUCAUUAGACUUAUGAUCAAUCCGUGCGCUGACAUGAGCCGUGCAGAGACCUGUUUGUGUUGUCUGCCCGUGUUUUUAAGUAGAAAUCCCCAACGUAAAUAUAAAUCCACCUGCCUGCAGAGAGGAGAAACACUGAUUGGUUUGAGUCAUGUUAUCACCAAAACACACCUUUGAGUCCAACCUCUUUCACCCUGUAUCUUAAGUAGUGCCCCAAUGCUCCUCUUUUAGGGACACGCUGCUACACGCUGAUAAAUAGGUUAAAAAAUUAAACAUAUGGCUAAAAGCUAUUUAUUUUCUGCUACAAGCUGCGUGAGUGAGCAUACAAAGAAUAGUAGAGUAUUUUCUCAUCCCACAUGAUGAUCCCUGACAUUUUCUGAGCUUCUAUCUUUAUGCAAGCAAUUAUUUUGCAAAUGAAGGCUUAUCUAAGUAGAUGCAAUUUAGAAAUGAAAUGUGUUAAUUGCAGUGAAUUAGCUAACGGAUCGAGAGCUGAUGUGUCGCACAGCUUAUGAGCAUGUGCAGAGACACCAAACGACUGCAUACACAAAAACACAGCAGCACUGUCUGCUCAUCCACCUUCAAGUGCUCGUGAUUUGUUGCGUCUUAAUCACCGCCAGCCGACACAGCUCGAACUGAUUCAGUCUUUACAUCCUAGAUUCUGUUUUUACCUCCUGCACAGUGCUCAUGCAAUCCAGUACAAGUGUUUCCAAUUCAGCCUCCGUGGACCACCUUUUUCUACAAGUGUUUUUUUUCUCACGUCCAGUUGGGCUGCUUGUUCGGGAACCAAAAUAGGCAUGUAAGCGUUGGAGGAGCCUUAUGGGGGAAAAGACUUGGCAGUUAGGAGAUCCACGAGGAACCGUGCGGAGAAAAUAAUACCUGUAUGCUGUGAUGUAACACUUUGUAACACUCGUAUCAUCAUUCUUCGAAGCCUGACAUAACCACGCUGCAUCCUUUUAAAGCCACCCCCGGUAUAUAGUGAGAGAUGAGUCCCCUGUGGUCCACUCAGAGCCUUGGAUAAUGGCUCGCAACAAUUUUGGCAAUCCAGAGCUGCAGGAGUGAUACACCCCCCUCCCUUCCUCUCUUUCUCUGUGCCUUUCUCUCUGUGUUAUUAAGUCAACAACAUAGCGGAUAGUGUGUCGACAGGUGAAACCCUAACAGCCCCAGAGACGGCCUGGAUGAGUCUCAAUGAGGUUGUAUUGUCUGCAGAGCUAUAGUGGGAGGCCUAAGUAGAGCUGUGUAGGUGUGUGUAUGUAAGGUAACAAGCAUGUGAGUGCCUGUAUGGGUUUUAGAUCAGAGGGAAGACCCACGAUAUCUGUGAGAGCUUUCAGUCCUCCAUCGCUCCUAAAUCAAAGGGAAGGUCCUAACCAGGGCAGGCAGAAGAAAAUAAAAGGAAAGGAUUGAGAGAUGGGAUUGAGGACCUUUUAGAUGGUCUCAUUUGAGGGUUUAGUCAGGAUUAAAUGCUUAGAGACAAGCCUAGUCUCUGAAGAAAGGGAGAGGGUUGGGAGGAGGGUUUGAGAAGGUGUCUCAGGAUGGAAAAAGAAACAAUGGGUGAUAUUCCUCAGAAGCAUUUCCACUUAUCAAACGCUGUUUCUUGUUCUGUCUGCAGGUGUAUGUGAACGGGGAGUGGGUGACCAGUAUUGGAGAGGGAGGCAGUUUUGGAGAGCUGGCCCUGAUCUACGGGACUCCCAGAGCCGCCACCGUUAAGGCCAAGACUGAUCUGAAGCUGUGGGGCAUCGACCGAGACAGCUACAGACGCAUCCUCAUGGUAAGACCUUCACCUUUCUCAGUAUACACAAGACCCAAAUCUAAACGAAUCAGCUGCUGCCCAGUUCACCUCUGCUUCCAAAUAUUUUCAACCUGCAGAGAGGAGAUUGUUUUUGAACCUUCAAACUCAGCAUAAAGUUGGCACAGGCCUGCACGGCACUCAUACUACCUCUUCAGCACAUAGUUAAACCGAGGGCACAGACUACCCCGGUAACCUUUCUUUCAGAAGAUUCUCUCUUUCUCGACUCCGCGGCUCAUUCCUUCAUUCCUUCCAGCAGCAGCAGCAGCAGCAGACGGGGAGCUGGCGUGAAGCAGACUUCAAUUAUGUGAACCUGCUGUUAAUUAUUGCUGUCAAUGAUUUGUAAAGCUGUUUUUGUAAAGUGUGGUAUUCUGGCAACAUCCUAAGCCAAAACAAUGAGAGUGAGUGAAAUUAUGCCGAGCGUCUGCAGCUUGUUAGUCAGGAGCUUGGGAAGGUGCGCUGCUGCUACACUUGUGCUUCUCUCAUGUCCCACUAAGGCUGAAAUCAACCAAAGAAAUUCUUGGUUGACUAAAACCCUGAAAUUUUUGACCAAAAAUUGACUAAUGGGGGGGACUUGGCGGGGUGAUAUACUGAUAUCAGCACAGGAAGGCAAUUAAACACAAAAGGUAAAUCAAGGACUAGGAUUAGGUUUAGGAGGACUCACAUUAAAGUUGAAACGCUCAAAUUAAAAAUAAAGAUUCAGCAAACCACCGGACGUUGAUGAACAUGGACGCUCGUAAAUCUUCCUGUCUCCAGCCGGUCCCCAGUGGGUUGGUGAAUCCAAAAUGGUGAAAACAGGGGGGGUUCUGAGACAGGCUCUGAAAACACCCCCAUUAGCACUUGGUACGUUCCUCCUGAUGAAAUUAACCAUGGACUGUAAAUUGAUGUGGAAAAAAUCUGAGUCAACCAAUCAGAAUUUUGGUCGACUCAGCACGUGUCGACCAAUAAGUUGACCAGGACUUCACAGCCCUAUGCCUUACUUUUAUAUUUGAUCUCCAAAUAACCAAAUUAAUAACUAAUCGUUACAUCUUUAUAUUGACAGAAAUUUUAACAUCCAAUCUUUUGAGGUAAGACCAAUUAUUGGGUUUCAUUAAAUACCAACAGUUGGUGUCACCAACCAAACUGGUGACCACUGGCGAUACCGUCUUGAUCAGGCUCCAAAUCACUUUUGAUCAUCAGGUAUAUUUUCUUUUAAAGCGCCCGUGAAGAGUUUGAGAUUAACAGGGUGGUCUCUUUAUAAACCCACUAGCAACAUACUACGAAAAAGGUUAAUUUUUCGAUGAUUAACUAUGUGAGCUUCCAUGUUUCUUUUACCAUUAUAUUUGGACUGCACAGCAAAGCACCAAUCACAGAAAACAAACUGGAGCUGAUAAACCAGAUGCCUGGUACUGGAUUUGACUCCAUCGUUUGGAAAAGGUUCGAGAGUUAUCUUGAAGAUGGGACAAAUUUAAUUAGGACUUCUACUAUUAACAUAAGGUGUUCCACAGGGAUCAGUACUAGGUCCUGUUUCCAAUCUUAAUGACAGUUAUAUCCGUCUUUAUGCAGAUGACACGUUUUUGUACGUAUCAAAGUUUCAUUUUUUAAUUAAAUUUUGGGGGAAAAAAUGAACUUUUUCUAAACUUUUGCUCUUGCUUGCAUGUUUCCAUUUAGCCAUCACCUAGAGUAUUAUCCUUUCACUGUGUGCCAUCAACCACCCCAUGCCAAAAGUGACACAAAACCAUCCCACAUUUAGCAUCUCCAAAACCGUCUAAGCUCUUUGAACCACUGCGCCGCUGCUGAUGAAACAACCUCUCCAGAAAUAUGAAUGUGUCAACAAUCAGAGCUAAGGUGGCAAAUAAAACCACCUAACCCUGUAAAUCCUCCUUUAAUCUUUAUCCAAGAGUGCUUGGAGUAAAUAAAGUAACAUAUUUCCCUGUGAUAAAUACACUCUCUCCAUUGUGUGGCCAGCAGUCAAACAAUGCCCAUCUUAUCCUGUCAUCUCGGUAUUCACGCUCACACAGCUACAGACAAAGCCGUUAACCAAAUGACAGACCCCUGUCAACAAACAAAGCACAAGAUGAUAGGAGGCGAGGAGAAGCGAUACCAAGAAAUGAGGAUGGUGUGUGUGUUUGGCGUUGGACAGAGAUGAAGGUGAUGGGGAUGGGGUGUAAGGUACGGUUGGUUUAGCCUGGCUUCGCUCCACACCUCAACUCUUUGAAGCUUCUACCUCAAAGACAGCGAGCAGACACAGAGGCUGGUUCAUCUUUAACCACAGGAGGAGCGAACACAUCAGGGCUAAACGGGAGGAGGAAGGGGAGUUCUGUUCACGCCCUCACAAGAAGACAGGAAGGACCAGGACAGAUGCAGAUAAAGAAGAAAAAUCAAAGAGCGGAGACAAAAGUGUGAAAUUUCAGACUCAGAAAUAGAGAAAAGCGUUAUUUCCACUCCCUCCACAUCACAACACCUCUACGCCGCUGACAUGACUUUGGCCCACCCAGCCUUUCUCAAAGCAUCAGCGUAAAUCAGACCUGCUGUGUAAUGUAAUGUUAUGUACGCACGGUAAGCCGUUAAGCUCUAUGGAGGGGCUGUGAAACUUUAAAUCUCCGCUUAAUGCACGUACGAGUGUUUGUGAAAUUGGGCUGGAGGUGAUGUAUACGUGUGUGAAUGUUUGCAUCUGCUUGCUUAAUAAGGAUGAAGUUUCAUCUCUGCAGAGACAGAUACAAAAACCUAAGUGGCAGAACGAAAAACAGACUGCACGCCUUGCACAGAGGCAGACGGAUAGGCCCACAUUUUCAGCUCAUUUAUCCAGCAGGGAGGUGAUGCAGCUAGAAUUCCUCUAAUCAAGCUGUUUACGAUGCUGAGUUUGAUGUCGGCUCACUGGGGAACAUUUUUCUCCCCUUUUAAGACAAAAUGUGAAAUUAUAUGAAAUUAGAGGCACCAGCGGGACUCAGGCACUUAUGCCUCAAUAUAUCAUUUCCAUAUGCAGAGACAGACACGGGCUGGAUGAGAUUGUCUCUGCGCUCUCUGUUUCUCUUUAUGUUACCGCUCGCUCCUAGUGAUCCUGUGAAGAAAGGAGAAGAGGGGUCCUCUGGGUCCAGACUUGUCAGGAAGCACCUGAUGUUCAUGGCAGAGGGGAAAGUCCCUCUGCCUGGUGGGUGGGGUGGGCCACACACACAGACACAUGCAUGCAAUGAGGAUUACCACACAAGUCAUGCACACACAUCCAUAAGCAUGACCUCAUGAACUGUGUACAGUGAAUGUCUACACAGUUUACCAGAGAUUGUGCUGUAGGUUCGGAUUAUGGUUACGUUUUUAUGCUUCUCUAUUUUGCAAUCUUGAAAGUCUUGCAGAGCUGAUUUAGUGAACUAAUGUGACAGAUUUACGGUUCAAUAUAUGGGAUAUAUAUGCAGUUUAUGACAAUAUAAUGACUUAAACACCACAAAUAUAUGUGUUAAAACAUCACGUAGACUAGAGUGCUUUAUAUUUUCACGAAGUGAGACUGAAAUCAGUCCCAACAAGAAAAAAGCUCUCCGAUCUAUUGUAAGCGUUUUCAUCUGUCAUUUCAUCCCACAGUGGACUUGGAUCUUCUUGAAAAUGGUCCCAUAAGACCCACAUCUCUUAUCGAUGCGUCUUUCUUCCUUCAUAGUCAGCCCUCCAGUCCUAGUGUCAGCCCUUUAAUAUUCUUUUUUGUCUCUGUCUGUUUACGAUGUCACUGAACCUUUUUUGUUGCUUCUGUCUUUGAUGAAACGGGAUUUAAACAAAUGCUGUAAAUUUUUUUUAAAAGAAAUACCAUCACAAAUACGAUUUCUAUACUCUUUUUAAUCCAAAAACAGAGUUUAUCAAUUUAUGCCACAAAACCUGCUCUCCAACAUGAUAACGUUGUAGAAAAUUUGGUCUCAUGUCUCUCUGUUUUUGUGUUACAGGGCAGCACUUUGAGGAAGAGGAAGAUGUAUGAAGAGUUUCUCAGCAAAGUCUCCAUCCUUGGUAAGUCUGCAUUCGAAAACGCAUCACGUACUUCAGAGUCAUUUAUUGUUUAUGCCACUAUUUGCACAUGAUUAGUAUUGUAUUGAGACUUCUAAUGAUCUGUGAUUUACCCUCUGAUACUGGGUAAGCAAAGUCUGUAAUUAAUGCUGCGUUCCAGUUGUACUCUGAAGUUGGGAUUUCCAAGCUCUGAGUCAGAAAUUCAUCUGGAACACCCCAUGAAGUCGGAUUGCCGAGUCGUAAAGUCGGAUGAUCAAUGCCAUAAUCAAAGAUGGCAGCGCAGUGCAUCAACAGUACAGAGUAACAGUGAAAGCUCUCGUAAUGUUUUAUUUAUUAGCACUUCUGUUUUGUUUUAGUGAAAUUAAAUAAGUGGUAUGUUGUGCUGCGCAACAUCAAACUGUGAACACGGUGCUAUGGGUGUUUGUAAGAGUAAAAUACUCUGUUAUGCAUUGUUUAUAACUGGUAUCGCUAACAACAGCAACUGACAACGGCUCACGACAGCUGAUAAUUGUAAACAACAGCUAACAAUGGCUAACAGUAGGUGUCCAUCUUGAUUUUCCAACUUGUUUACUGGAACGCCGUCAACUCGGGUGUAACGUCAUUCCCAGCUCCGACAUCCAACUUCCAAAGUAACUGGAACGCAGCAGCACAAUACUUCUAAUCUGAUGAAUGUACAUACAAACUGUUGUACACGCCAUAUAAGUUUAUAACUUUAUGUCAUGAUCAAAGACACACGCGUCCUCUGCAGAGGUCCCAGGUGAUGCUAAUCCUGUGCCAAUAGAGCUUAUUAUGUCUGCAUAUACACUGUAUGAAUCUACUAUUGUGAGGAGUGGUUUUGCACGUGUAUGCCAUGUUAAGCAAUACAUUUAAACAGCAGGUCAGAGAGUCCAGAAUGCAGGCUGUUAAAUCUGCCGAGUGCAACAUAUACUGUAGAUUAGCCUACAUAAACACAGGCGCACGUUGUCACACAAGGCCCAUAGCUGAGUAAGGUCUGUGUGUACAGUCCUAAUCUUCUCCCACUGUUCAUGCUAAAGCCAGUCACACUCUGCAAUGUAGCCGUGUGGACAAUUAAAGAAUAGGGAGUUAAGAUAAGCCUCUCUUUUCCUACUGGAAUUCGGAAAACAGCGGCCUGGACAGGCUUUUGAGUUCGGUGGAACGGCGAAUGAGAUUCAUUCAGACUCUCAAAACGAGUUGCAAUUGGAACUGACAUCUCAUCCCUUUCCACUUGAUUGUGUGUGUGUGGUGUGUAGAGCGAGGCCAUGCCCCCUGUACAGAGUUAUUAGCUGGCUGAGUAAACACAUACACUCAAUUCAGGCCUUAGGAGAACGUCUCCGCGAGAUCCACUCUCUUUUCAUUCACCUCCUUUCUUCUACUUCUCUCUGUUCGACAGCCUUGUCCGGGCCUGCAUUCAAAGGCCCACCUCCCUCCUCCAAGUGCUUUUCCUCUCCUCAUUCCUCUUUCUGCCGCUCUGCUUCUUCGCUUUACCUCUGUGAAUGGAAGGAGGGGUAGGAGGCGGGAGUGUUUUUGUUUGUCUUUGAUUUUCCAGAUAGCCACGAAAUUGGGUACAAGCCCUUGAUGUUGAGGAGUGGAGGGGGGGAAAAAACAACAUGCUCUUUGUCACAUGCACACACAGGCUUCAAUAACCCGAUGGCCGCUUCCCUGAGUGCGUACUACAUGUGUGUGCAGCAAGAUGAUCCAAGUGGGUGCCGGCUCUGCGAAGCGUGAAAUGUAGCGUCUUUAGUCAGCACAUUUGUGUAUCGCGUUACAUGCCGAGCGUUAAGGAUCACUACUACAAGACCUGCUGCCUUUAGCUCGCAGCCAGACAGAGGACAUCCAUCUGGGGCCGGCAGACUCCGCGGCCCCACUGGGGGGGACACUGGACACCUCCGAGUGACCAGACUUCACCUUGGUUAAUCCUAAAAACACACACAUUUGCUCAAAUAGACGCACUAGGAUCAGUCAGUGAGCGCACCAGCAGACAAAAGUCUCAAACAAGGAGAUUGAGAUGUAGUUUCACACCUCGGACUCAUACCUUACUCAAAUAACAACACGGUCACUCGGAUAGGGAGAGAAAGCCAAGAUGAGGAGUGUUUUCACAGCAGAUAAGUCACAUUCCAGGCAAAGAUGUGUAGGCUGUUAAGAUAAGACUAAUACGGAUGGGCUCAUUUGCUCGGUCUUCUAUGUGGAGGUUUUCAGGUAGAAGCGAGUCGUCCUCUUUCUAAGAAUACCAGAAGUCCUGAGUUGUCAAAAACUCCUACGGUUGGAAAGUUUUACCCAGUGAGGAUGUGAGACCGUCUGUGUUCUUGGUUUCAGUGUGAAAACCGACAUCUUCUGGAAAUAUCCAGCGCUGACCACGUCACCGUACAUGUGGUCGGAUAUUUGGAGAGACAGCUUUUGCCACUGGCUCUGAGGAUCAACAAGAAACUGGAAAAACUGAGAUCUUAUCAACGGUUUCGCACACGGGGGUGUUAAAAUAUACCUUGAAAUAAAUUCUGAGGUUUUAAAUGAGUUCGGUUUCUGCCUCGCAAGGAAAUCCUGUCACAAAGAAAGAACCGUGACACCCUCAGACCAAUAUUUUCCCACAUUUGCGGAUUCGUGGCUCUUUCUUGUACCGCCUGUUAUCACCACCUCAAUAUUAACUUGGCUUCACGGCUCUCCUUUCUCCACCUGUAGCUGGACUCCCAAACCUUGUAAGGUCUCGUUGGUUUCGUUCUUCUAGACGAGUUCAUGCAAGUUGGAGUAAGAGCAAUUUUGGACUCCAUUCACCAUGCUGGAUAAAACAAGCACCGCAUGGCAGAUGGCAGAGUGAUUGGUAUCCCGAUCAGCCAAAAUCAUAAUUAAAUUUGAAGUUUGAUCAAUUGCCCAGAUGGUUAUCUAGUCAGAGAUGUCUUGUUUAAACUACAAGUCUUUGUCUUCGAUUGAGAGUCUGGCCGUUAACCAAAAUCAGAUAACAGAGUAGGAAGUGUUGGCGGGGAUAUUGGCGAUCAGUUAUCUGUGUUUUAGCUCGUCACAUUGGCCGACAGAUUGCCUUCAGUAGUCGAUGAGUUCAAGCUUUUUUAGAAAUAUUUAACAGAUUUAGAGUUAAAAAGAAAAUGGGUUUUUCUGUUUGCCAAUUACUAUUGGAUGCAUUUGUGAGGCGAAGUUCUUGGCAGAUUUCGGACUGUGGGGAUCGCAAGAACUCACAAGAACCCGCGGAUUCACAGUUCUCGAGUUCUCUCAAGAAAGACGGCCACAUAACCACAUAAGCAGUAGAUUGUUUCCUUCCAGAGGACUUCUAGACUUCUGGAAUCAGCAUCCUCUCACCCAUGGUGUCAUCAGGAUGAAAUGCUGUCUGAAAACCUUUGACUUGUUCGUCCUUGCCCGUUUGCAUGGUGUGAAAUACGACUUGCCUGAAACAAGUAGUGUUUUAUUUUGAAAAGAAGCCGGAUGUUUUAUUUUGUGUCUGUGCCCAACUUCCUUUCCAGCACGGGUUAAUCUGUGCUGAAUUGAUGCGGCAUCAGGAAACUCUGGCGAUCGGCUGCGGACCACACUGAACUGCAGCGCGACGGAAAGAAGCCGGUGGAAAUUGACACGUUAACUUGAACGGAAACGAUCAGCUGCGAUUCGCGCAUACAGCCGUUUCGCAGCCACUCAGAAUGCGGUGGAAACUGGGAGUUGGACUAGAUUCAUGGUUAAGAUGACAGCUUUCUCUCAUCACAUCCCAGAGCCAGUGGAGUUAAACAGAAUCAGGAGGUGGUUUCAAGGUGUUAUAGCUCCAUGGUGCUCCACACAAGGAGGGAAAAGAAAGAGGGAUCUAAGAUGUAUUAGUCCCUGAUGAAUGACUGGAUUAGCCUGAGUUAGGAAUUAUCCUCCCUGCCAGCUUACAGGAGUUUUGCAAGACAUCCUUCGACACAGUGGUGAAAAUACGAAAACGUAUGUGCGUAUAUAUUACUGCAUGUAUUUAAGGAAAUAACAUGUCCUGGAAUAAUAUCAUCCAUUCACAGAGUCUUUGGAUAAGUGGGAACGUCUGACCGUGGCUGAUGCUCUGGAGCCUGUUCAGUUUGAGGACGGAGAGAAGAUAGUGGUGCAAGGAGAGCCUGGUGAUGACUUCUUCAUCAUAACGGAGGUAAGGUCUACAGGAGGGCCAGUGAGCGUGGGUGGGAUGAGGGGGUUGUUGCACGAGUAAGACAGGAUGCACGGAAGCAUGUGGGGUUCAAGACCUCGCACAGGUCACCUGCAGGGCUAAUGUAGAUGUCAUCAUGCAGAGAUGCUGGUGGGCUCCUCACUCAAAUCAGAACUGAUCCAAGUUUUUUUACCACCAGCAGACAGAGCAGCCAGCAGUGUUUCCCGUUCACCAGCCUACAAUCAUAAUUCCUCAACCUUCCCUCAUACUCAAGGGGCCCCUGUUGCAGCUCCAUGAAGGGCCCCCCUGCCUGUCAUCCUAACACACUUUUGAUUAACUCCAUACUUACACAGCUUUCACCAGGGUCAAGUCAAGAGGGCCCUGUUUGGAAAGGGUGGGGGCAGACUCUGCAGAGGUUUUGUCCCGCUUCCUUCAUCCUCCGCUUUUCCUCCGACUAAGCCGAAGCUCCUCUGUCAGUAGCUCUGAUUAUCUUACUCUCUGUCCAACAACAGUGCUUAACGGCCAUGUUGAGGUUACAGUGCAUGAGUGGUUAGAUGCAAAAGAUUUUGACAAAGGUACUGAGUGAUAAAUCGCUCCACAUCCCUCUCUCCACCUGUGCCUCUCCAGCACAGCACCCCCCUUCCAAAAACUCCUCUUCUUAAAGAAAUUCAUUGCAGUCUGCAAAUAUUAGAACAGUUGUGGAAUUUUUUUUCUGGGCUCCAACGUCAACAUGGAGAUCUAACUAAAAAUGGCUCUAUAGCGCCCCCUAAAAAAUGUGUGUGCCUCAAACCUUUGGACUCAAUGACACUUAUGUUGGACCCCAAGACGAAUUAAAAGGUGGGGGUGGUCCACAGAAGUGGCGGCGCGACAGCGCUCGGGCCCGGUGGUACCCUGCAAUUAUAAUGCAAAAUAAUUAGGGCUGUAAUCAACCAAAGAAAUCCUUGGUCGACUAAAACCCUGAAAUUUUCGUCCAAAAAUCAACUAAUUGAGGGGGGAUUUUUUUGACUCUGAUGGCAAAUCCUUCUACAGCAGGGGACAGCGCGGCGCGGCGGGGUGAAAAUAUACCUAUAUCAGCACAAGAAGGCAAUAUAACAAAAGGCAAGUCGAAACGCUCAAAAUAAAAAUAAACAUUUUGCAAACCACCAGACGUUGAUCAACAUGGACGCUCGUCAAUCUUUCGGUCUUCAGCCCGUGAAAACAAGGGGGGGUGUUCUGAGACAGGUUGUUACCUGUGAAACAGGGGUGCUUUGAAAACACCCCCCAUUAGCACUUGUGUAAAUUGUGUUAAUUGAUGUGGAAAUAAAUCGAGUCGACCAAUCAGAAUUUUUGUGGACUCAGCAUGUAUGGACCAAUAAGUCGACCAGUUGACUAGGACUUUACAGCACUAGACAAAAAUAGUUUAUAAAAGUAAAUAUAUCCACGGGCCUCAGUGCAAAACUAAGCUACACAACUGAUGCACAGUUAAACCAUCUACUGACUGCACAUAUAUAUAUCUUAAACACAGCUCACAGCAUCCUGGUCGAACUUGGAGCUUCCCGACUGAAGCCUCCUAAAGCUGCAGAAAUCCUUUAAAAGCCAGUGCCUUAAACCCAAUCAGUGUUUGGACACAAAUAUCGCAGUAAAUUUAGCAAUGCAUGACUCAUCAGUCUGAGACUUGGAGAUCCCAGGGAGAGAAAAAAAACAAAUAUUCAGAGGAAUCUGGGGGAUUACAGGAUGGAGAGAUGGUGCGAGAAGAGAGGAAGAGACAGGGACAUUUUUUUUCAGCUGAAUUUUUAAGAGUUCGGUUUUUGUCUUGUUCUUUAAAACUAGUUUCCCUUCCAGCUGUCUAUCUGCGAUCUUCAUCUCAAAAAUCCCUCCCAUCCUCUCCUUCCUCUCUUUCUCCCUUCGUCUCUCAUCCAGCAGGGCCUGACUUUCCCAGAGCAGGGUGGACUGUGGUGGAAUGUGUGUUGCUGACUUUCACACGGGGUCAGCAGACCCAGCCUCCAGGGAGGGAGACGGGGGGAGGAAAAGAGAGGGAGGAAAAGAGAGAGAGAAGGAUGAGUCAAAGAAGGCAGGGAGGGACCUGAAGGAGAGAGGGGUUAAUUCAAAACGGACAAGUGAGACAUGAGAGAUUUUGUGAGAUUUCCCUCCCAUCACAUCAGUUUCCCCUCAUCAUCACUUCUUUUUUUUUCAUGCCUACACCUUUAUUUAUUUUAAUUCAAUCAGGUUAAGAAGUAAGCGCUUCGUUCAGUCAGUACUGUCCCACUUCUCCCAUUUCUAAACCCUUCCCACCUCCUUUUUCUUGUCUUUUCUCACCCUCUGUGGAUUUGGAGCAUCAGCAAAAGACAAACCCCACAAUCACUAAAUAACAUGCUGCUGAUGUGAAAAAAAAGAAGUAUAGAGACGUCACUUUCUUCGCCUGCCGGGAGGAAAAAAGGGGCCCAAAUCAAAAGAGACAUGUUUACAUUUUUUUUCUCACACUGUACAAACAAGCUUUUACAGAACUACAGGGGCCAUGAAGACUCAGCCUCACCUUCCUCUCUCUCUUUCUCUCCUUCACUCCCUCACUUACCAACCACGCAUGCUGCUGCACUCCCAUGCUCACACACUCCAGCCUGCACCCUGUCAUCUGCGGUCUCACCACCGGCACAUAAAAUGUUGCAAAUAAAAGGACAGAGAAGGAGGGACGGGAAAAAAACUGUCGGGGAGAAUCUGAAAUUGGUGUCGAAAACAAGGUCGCAGCAUAUGCAGCGUCUCUCAGGAGCGAGAGUUUUUUGGUCGAUGGGAAAAAGUUAUGUAAGAUAAUAACAUGACUUCACCAAACUAUGAAAGACUGGGUAAAUAAUUCAUGACCACACUUAAAACUGCAAGUCCAUCUAAGAUGGGAUGCUGGUGUGGACCUUCUACAGGUAGACAUAAAAAUGAGACACGACUCUGUAGUGGAAAUCACUGCAUGACUCAAAAUCAGUCAAAAACUGUUUUCUAUGAAAAGAUGAACAUGUCUAUGAAAGGGUAUUGCAUUCACUCACAAAAAAAAGAAACUGCUUUUUUGAGUAUUUUUUUUUCUUUGCUGUUUUUCUGACUAAUUUUUUUUAAAUCUGUUUUUUGUCCUUAUUAAAUAAUUAAAUGAUCAUGAUGCAGAGAAGAGAAAAAAAAUCAGUCUGAACAACAAAACAAAAAAUUUUCUGAAAAACAGAAAAGAAAUUACUCUGGAAAAAAGAAGAAAAAAUAGUCCUAGAAACAAAGAAAAAGAAAAAAAGUUCCAAAAACAGAACAAAAAAAAUUACUCAGGAAAAAAGAAAGAAAUUAGUCUUUGAAACAAAAAAAAAUCACUCUGAAAAAUAAACAAACAAAAAAACAGUCCCAAAAAGUGAACAACAAAAAAUACUCUGGAAAAAAAAGAUCUGAAACAGAAAAAAAAAUUACUCUGAAAAACAGAAAAAAAAAAUUGUCCCAAAAAAACAGAACUUAAAAAAUCAUUAUGAGAAACACAAAAAAAUCACUCUGAAAAAAAGAAAAAAAUGAGUCUGAAAAACAGAAAUAAAAUUACUCUGAAAAACAUAAAAAUAUGUAUCAAAAACAGAACAGAAAAAAAAUUGCUCUGAAAAAACAGCUUUUUUUUGGUGAAUGCAAUAUAAUUCUGUACAUCUUGGAUGAGACAGAACUGGAAAACUUUCAUGAUGUAUGAUAAAUGAGAGUUUUGUUGGUUUUUUUAUCAUGGAUGCCUGUGUCCCAACGUUUUCAGGAUUUGUCUUCUUAACAAUAGUGUAGUCAUUCCUGUUUCUUUCCUUAUAUUCUCAAUAAUCUUUAAAAGAAAUCUCAAAUCCCCAAAAGCCAGUUUAGCCUCUGAAUGAAGCUCAGAAACAUCAGGUUUUGGUUCCUCACGUGUCUUUUUUUUUGUGCUUGGAUAUUUUCUCUCGACCCCAACCAUCACCAGUCUGCAAAAACAACUCGAUCCGACUGCUGCCUCACAUUUUUCCAAAAGUAAUCACAGUGAAGGGAUGUAAAGGGUCCCUAUGGGGUAAAGGAAUCCUCUGAGGGUUGGUUUUAAAAUAUUACCUGUUACUGGGAGCCACAGGAAGUGCAACAAUUUAGUAAAUGGGGCCUUUAAAGAGUGGAAAUCAAUGCAGUUAAUGAAUCAUGGGUAUAACACAGAGAACAAGGUAAAGGUGAACGGUUUCAUGGCUCAAACCUGUUUUUAAAAAACUUCUCAGUGACUCAGGGUAUCACCUCUCUUUCUCUUCCUCUACAUUUGACAUGUCCCCACGAACUGACACACUGCACUCUGUGUGUUUGGUAUAACGUGAGGGUUCAUAUUAGUCUACAUUAUUCCCUCAGAUCUUCAGAUUAUCUGAGCUGCAGCUUUUUUCUGUUCUUCCGUUCUUGCCUGUCCUUUACACCUUGUGUCGGGCAGCGUGGAGCGGAGGAUCCUCAGUGUUUAUAAAAGAAAUAUCUGGGGAGCAGAGCUGGGGUGGUACAGUAUGUGAUGGUUAUCUGGACCACACUGGGCGAAGCUUGUUCAACUCUGAACUACUGUACUUUACGGCGCUGCACUGUCUCACUUUCUUUGUUUGGACGUGAAAAGAAAGGAGAGGAAUCAACUGGGUGUAAACACAGAGGCUUCGAUGCCCCUGCCCCAUCUUCCUCUCUCCAUUCACAUCCCAACACUUUCCCACUUUAACAGCUUGUACACUCGAGGUUGAAUAUGGCGAUUUUGUGGUACUUCCCUCUUUGGUUAGCUUUAUCCGAAUUUUGUAGUCAGUUGUGGUGGAAAAAUAACGCUGGUGUGAAAUAAUGAUGCAUGUGGCACUGCUAUAAAGGGUGGUGAAACCUCUUAUGUUCAUGCACUGACCCACAAGUUCUUAAAGGUAUAGUGAUGUCCAACAUUUGAAGAAUGCACCCAUCUGCCCAAAUGUCAGUGAUGCAGUGGACCAUUUUGCAUCACAUCUUGAAGCUAGCUUCCAGGAUUGCAAGUUGCAUUUAAGAUGCAUGGCAUCAACAUGCCCAUUCCUAGUUGUGACACAAUACUUGAGGACAGUCCUGCCAAGAUUUGUACUUGACAGUUUUGCAGAGUAAAAAAAGAGAAAAAUGCAUCUAGGUUUUAAAGUAUCAUCCGAGCUACAGGUGUGAAAGCACCUUCAGUCCAGUAACUGUGCUGUCAUUCAUGCUGUGUUCACACUGUGGCUUACAUACCACGCUGAAAAGUGUCACCGGUCUGCACACUAUCAUUUAGACAAGCACUUUAGCAGCUAUGAAGAGUAAGCUUUUUUUUUCAUGAGGAGUCAGGCCACUCUCUCCUGAGCAGCAGACACGUGAAAGCUACCUGCCUCCCACCUCCUACUCUUCACCCUCAUGUACGAGGAGCUCAGAUGUCCGAGCCCAUCAGUCCAGCUACAAAGACUUUUAAUCAAAGUGCAUUCAGUAGCCAAGUAACUGUGAUUUUGGCCAGAGUCAUUAUCAUAAAAAGAAAGGGUUUACCGCUUUGUUUGAGUGUGCAGGAAAUGGAGGUCCUCUGGCUCUAUGACACAGCUUCAUUAACCUUGCUUGUAGUCCAGUUUGACAUCUUUUAAACAAACUCUCCCACUUCCUAACGGUUCUGUUGAAGCAUCUCUUUCAGUAAAACACAGUCUCACCUUUGUGUGCCUGCAGUCAGGAACCUGGCAGUUUUUUGGGUCCUCAUUAAAGCUCAUUAUAUUCAUAUUAACAUCAUCAGACGGAGCAGAGAAGGAUUAGAGACAGUGAGGGAGCUCUGGAUCAGUCAAGUCUGUUUUGAGACACGGUCCAAGACACACCGGGAAGUUCCCCCGACAAUUACCUCCCUGCUGCUGUUUCACACCACAGCUAACGGUGUUAUGUAGAUAUUUAGAGGUUUCUACCCACUUCUGUCUGAUCAUAUAAACGCUGAGCUCAUAGGAUGUCGAGGAAAGUGUCGUCACAGAGUUUGAAUUCAGUUUCAGACAUCCAGGGUUGAGAUUUUUUCUCCUACAUCUUCAGAGUUACUGUUUACAUAAUUGCCUGUAAACUUUUUCAUUCAAACUUUACUUCUCUUAAUGAACACUUGGACAUGAAUCAACAUCCUACAGGAUCCGGAAUGGCUGCGCUCCAAUCUGGAACGGCAGGCGGAUCAAAUACACAAGCAUUAAAAUCAAUGUGUGUGAUUCCACACGAUCUGUCUGCCGUGUCUGACCAGUCUUGUGAGAAAUAUCGGUAAUAUUGCGAAUGCUUCUCCUCUGCUUGCUUCAGUGGAUCGGAUAUGGUGGCCGCUGUAUGCUUGCGUAUUUGAUGCGCCUGCUGGUCCGGAGUGGCGCGCAGCUGUUCCGGAUCGAGUGGAAUCCCCGGGUAACUGUGUCCACACACUAAGCGCAAUUAAAUUACAUGGGACAUCAAUGGAAAGACGCGAUUAGACACUCCUACUUCUCUAGUGGCGCAAAUGACACGAAUUGGAAGGGAGCGGAACUUGAGCUCAGCUUGAGCAAAUAUUUGCGCCGCGAUAACUAAUUAGCACAAAGGUUGCUGGUUAACGUAUGAAAAUUGACUUUUGUUCGCUGGUUUCUAAAAUGGAGGACAAACUGAUCGUGUCGGUGUGGAGGUGCCUGAAUUAUAUUAUAUUUUUUCUUUCAAUUACCGAAACCGGAAUAAAAAGGAGCUCGCCAGGAGGUAUAGGGGUGAGGAGGUUGGGUUUUCUGGUAAAUUGUAAAAGACCUUUGUCUAUCACUUGAUCCUGCCGGUUGAAUUGGCAGAGAUUACCGUUGAUAUUACCGUUGACGUGUGAAUGAAGCGAGUGAAUGAUUUUACUCGGGCUUGGUGUGAGCGCCCCCUAAGAACGUGCUGUAAUUCAAGAAAACUUUGUACCACUUUUUCAAAUAAUGACUUGCCAUGCUUUUAUUUUGAUAUUUCCUCUGUGUUGCUAAAUCUCUCGCCUUGUCAAACUCGUACCGGCGCUUUUACCUCCACUUGAGUGAAAAAUGUUACACUAUGUCUCCUUUGAUCGUCAAGUGUUUCAAGCUUUAACUCGAGCAACACAACACUUGGUCGUGGCUCCCAUUCAAAGACUCGUAUUUCAGAAAGUUCUCAUCCAAACACCAAGUUUGUCAACAGCUGCGGGACAAUAUGAAGUGUUAAUAUCAUCUGUUGGGCAGAGGGAGCGGAAAUCAGACUUCCUCUGUUCUACUUUCUGGAUGAGUCACACGCUCACCCGUCAAGCUGCGGGUCCAGUCAAGUCAGUCAGUCAGUCAGUCGGUCGGUCAGUCCAGCAGACCUCAGCUGCUGAUUUUCUCACUGCAUGUGUGUGUGUGUGUGUGUGUGUGUGUGUGUGAAAACGUCUGGGUUGUUGUCUGCGUCCAUCUGUGUCCGUCUUUGUUAUGCGUGUGUUAGCAUCAUGCGAACGCGGAGAGAAGCGGUGUGUACAUGUGUGCGCGCUCAUGUUCUCAGGUCAUCAGAGGGCACGCUGUUGGAACUUCCUCAGCUCUGGGACGCUGCAGCAGUUUCCAUUAACGUUGAUAAAAAAGGGGAUUAUGGGAUGGAGACACUGAGGAAUGAGCUCAGCCUCGAACAGACUUCGAUGUUUGUAUGUAUUAGACCCUGGAGAAAAUAAAGCAGAACCAAUCAGGGUUUGUCUCACGUACCCUGCUGAAAUAUCCCAGUUUGGGCUGUUUUGCGUUUCUGCUCAGAAGCCUCCCAAAGAACAGGUGUCCUUCCCGCGGAAAAGCGGCCUAAAUCCUGUGCACCUGUGUCCCUUAUGAAGCAAAGGAAUUUCUCCCCGGCUUAAUCCUCCCGAUGGUUUUCAGCCUCGCUAAAUAACUCCUCCUUCCCUUUUUUAUCACCCCCGUUUCUCCUCUCCUUUUCUUUCCUCUGAAUUCUCCCUUUUCUUUUCCGUCCGCAGGGAAUAGCCUCUGUUCUGCAGCGCAGGUCUGACAAUGAAGAGUACGUGGAGGUCGGACGCCUCGGACCCUCUGACUAUUUUGGUGAGUGGCUGUUGGCUGAUGGAGGUUUUUCUCCUUCACAGUUUGGCACCACAUGUGAAAAAAUGGUUUGUAUUUAAAGAGUAAACUGUUAGCAUGAAGAUAUGAAAUUCUUACAUGCUGAAAUAAGGGAUUGGUUUAAUUUCUGUACGCUACUGUACCUAUUUAACUCAUUCAGUGCCAGGUUUUCACUCAUUGCCACCAUUGACCGCAAUAGAAAUUUCCGUAUCUUUCAGGACCCACAGAAUAUUUUGUGCUUGGACUAGAAUUAAGUGCAAUAUCUAAAAAAAAGAAGCAAUUCUCAUCUUUCACCAGAAAAAAAGGUUAGUCUCUAACCCACUCCUGUGUUUAGAUAUUGCCUGCUCAAUGCAGCGUGGUCAUAUCAGCUUUGUCAAUCUGGAAAAAGAAACCUGGGAAAAUCACAUUUUUACGAAGGAGAGACUUUGAAGCUACUUCUUCAAACUGCUUUACCGGUGGCAUUAAGGUCCUAAGAACCUGACGCUGCGACAUAAACCUCACGUACUGCUAGCAUCCUCCUCGCCCGGACUGUCGCUGAAUUCCAGCUCAGUCUCGCUCACCCACUACCGGCACAAUGACAUGCCGGAAAAUUGUUUCUUUAAUUGUCUGCUGAAGAUGUGAAAAUCCAGAGACGGUAGCGCCGCGCCAACGGGAGCCGAUGUGUCGAGAACGUUUGCUCUUGACUAAUGACUUUAAACACUCCACAACUGGGCUAAUUGGCACACUUGAUGGCACACUUCUCACUGGCGAGUUCUUGUUAAUGAUGUAUUUGUCGGCUUUUCUGCGCUCAGAACGACCCAAAACUUAGUUGUAUGUUGGGAAGAGGCGCCUUCUGGAAGAAAACAAAAAAACUGAAAACUCCGUCAAAAUCCGUCCAUGGCACUGAAUGAGUUAAUAACUUGUAAUCACACCUUCGCUAACCUCGCUCCUUUCUCCUCCCUCAGGUGAAAUCGCCCUGCUGUUGAACCGUCCCAGGGCAGCCACCGUAGUCGCCCGCGGUCCGCUUAAGUGUGUGAAGCUGGACCGGCCCCGCUUCGAGCGUGUGCUGGGGCCGUGCUCGGAGAUCCUCAAGAGGAACAUCCAGAGAUAUAACAGCUUCAUCUCCCUCACUGUGUGACCCCUCGGCCCCCUCAGGGCCCCCCACCAGCAGGGGUGGGCAGCAUCAGCAUCAGAGUUUUGACCCAUGGGUGGGAUAGAGGUGAGGAUUCGGGGUGAAGGAUGUGGGUUUUUACAUCCGUGAUGACAGGGCGCUCAUUUCCUGCCUUUUUUCCAGUUUGCGCAUUUCUUUCUUUUCUUUGAUCUUGUGCACUUUGACUUGACCCGUGCUGUCGCGUAGCUUUAUGUCCAAAACAACAUGCAGGAGUGUAAAAACGAGAGCGAGGAAGGCAGUCUUUCAACUGUAAAUGAGUCAUACAUACAGUGUGUGGACUGUUUAUGAUGCAUGCUUCGUAACUGACAAAGAUUAGGGUUUGCACUUUGGUGUAUUUAUGAAGGAUGCGGUUGAAUUCAGGAAAAGACGACGGCGAACUGACAUGUUUACGUACAGCAGGAGGAGGUGAGCACUCGUUUCUUUGCGCUCUGGUUGUGCUUUUUUGUUUUUCCGUUUCUGGCUGUGCGUGAUGCCACUUUCAGGUCGAAUCAGACCUGCACUGCACAUAUCUCUAUUUCCUCAAGCGUAGCCGUAGAGGUAUGAAUUGCGUUAAGAUCCUGGCUGCUUCUUUCAUUCUCGUGCUUUUAAUUGUGCUUUUACUGCUGUUAUCUGUCGGAGGUAGGAGCUCUGAUUUGUCGGGAUUUCACUCAGCGUGUGCCAGCAAGAUUAACCGAAAAGUUUCUUUCUUUCCUCAAGAUCUCCUCUUUGUGGUAUUCCAAAGGAGCAGUAGUGUUAUCAGUACAGCACACACACACACAAACAGAGUGUGACACACACUGACAUGACACACAACCAUACUGUAUAUGCUGACACCGUCUCAGGACUAUGUAAAUCCUCUGACUCACACACAACGAUUACCUGACGCUUUUUAAAUUAAGCUGAUUUUCUUUUACGUUGAAUCGUGGGUUUAAGCUUUUGCACCACUUUAGAGUUUGUAACGUUGGGUCAAACCAGAAGUUUGAUUUAGCUGUUUUCAGACAUGACUUAUAUAUUAUAAAUAUAUAUAAAAAGAAAGAGGUAGAAGUUCUAUUUGUGUUGCUUUUUGAUCUACUGUAAUCUGUCAAAGAUGCACAAAUGACCCAGCAAAAGACGUUGUAUAAAAUAGGAAGAAAAUAAUCUUUCUGUAUUCUGUAUCUCUUUCUUUCAACUAUAAACUAUCUUGAGCAAAUAAAGACAAGCUUCUGAAAUCCUCUUGAUUCAA